Cinara cedri is the source of this 46193-nucleotide messenger RNA. The record is from the annotation of a GenBank genome assembly. NCBI's taxonomy places the organism in Eukaryota, Metazoa, Arthropoda, Insecta, Hemiptera, Aphididae.
AACAGGUCCGGCGUUAUCUCCUUGUGCCGUGCUCGGCUCGCAGCAGCAGCUAGUAGUGGUGCGGCGUACAAGAGAACUAUAAAUUACGGCAUACGGAGCGUCGCACCCGGUGAAAACGUCGUUAUAAUAAUAACAACAAUAAUUUAAUUCGGUUUGAAGUCAAAUAUAAUAUUAUAUCAUUAUGAAUUGAUUGCAUACCGUUUUUCCGUUCCAACUUGCAAUUCGACGGGGACCUGCGCGUUUCGCGUAGCCCUUUUGUUAUACCUAUAUAAAUCACCUGGUGGCGGGUAGGAGAGCUACUGAGCGUUACGCCGUCGUCACGGGCGUGCGUGUCUGUGUGUGAGUGCGUGCGGGCUAGUGCGUGCAAUCGUGUACAGUAGUACGCCCCGCGAUAACGGUUUGCCCGGAUCUUUGACCCACGCGUGGACGGCGGAGCUCGUACUCGUCCACAUACGGUUUCGGCGGUGACCAGUACAUCUCCGAUCAUGACGUUCCGAACCAAGGGCCACAAUAAACAACAACAACAGCAGCAGCUGCAGCAACCGCCCGACAACUUCCAAUUCUACUCCGAUAGCAACCAUCACCGACAGAGCCACUAUGACAAGACCGGUCAGCUGCUCCAGGAGCCACCGCCACCGACACCGCCAUCAUUUCUGCAGGCCGUUGUUGGGAGCGGCGGGUCCGCGGCUGCGGUUACGGCAGUCACCUCCCCGACGGCGACCACCCUCCCUGACGGCGACGGCACGCCUUACGUUUACACCACUUUUGAUCCUCGGUGUUAUACCCUGCCAAAAAAGGUAAGCGAAUAACUAUCGUGUCCGGUACCUAUUUAUAUUAUAAUAUAGGUGUAGUACGCGUCCAUCGCCGUACGCGCGCGUAGAGAUAGUGAUGGUUUCGCGCAAUCACCGGGCCGAUGGGAACGCCGUAAUCGCACGCGUGAACCCGGAACGUGCGGCUAUAGUGACGGACGAACGCUGAGGGAUAUAGAUGGACAGCAGCAGAGGUUGAGUACGAGCGAAAGAGUGACGAGAAAGACGGGUUCAGAGUGAGAGGAAUAGCCGCCGCCACUCGCAUACGUAUUAUUAGUAUACACGCGCAUAAUAACUUGUUUUGUGAGCACCUUUCUCCGGGUGUCGGGAAUGCCCGAGAGAGCGGUCGGUCCUUAGACGCUGUCGUAGACGGUGACCGGCCACGACGAGUGGGCAUACGUGUGUUACCUCUCAAUCGCGUGCGACCAAAACAGUUCGGCAUGCCACUCGUUUCGCGCAGAGGUAUGAUCCCGUUGGAACGGUGUCAUUAAAUUCGUAUUAUGGCCGCGUGAGCCACUAACAUAUGGUGGCCGUGCGCGCCGGGAGAACUCACGUGCCCCGCUGUCCCGCCCGUAAACCGGGAGGCGACCUCAACCCGUCGAUUGCGCGCCACCCGCUAGUGUCUACCUCGUCGGGCGCUCUUCGACGCGGAAGAAUCGAUUUUCGUUUCGACGCGUCUACUGCGCUACGUACGCGGCGCACAUCGUCUCACCAUAACAUAAUAUCAUGGCCAUAUGCACGGAAUGUUUUUAUUUAUUUAUUUAUUUUCAAUUUUAUUGCGGCCCAAUAUUAUUAAUUAUUAUUGUCUUUGUUCUAACGCAAACAAGUCCGGUACGAUACGCGUACACAUACGUAAAUAAUGCACGUACAAUAUUUUCUUAAAUUUUAUCGAUUUGUUAACGCGCGUCUUCCCGCGGGGUGGCUGCUGAUCAUGGGAGGUCAUAAUCGCGCUCUCGUGUGCUGGCCGCGCACGUAUGGUAUUAUUACGUUUCCAACAAUAUUCUUAUAACAUACAGAAUUGAAAUAAUCUGUGUCAAUCUCCUUUUUUUUUUUUUAUUCAUUUCUUACAUAUCAUAGCUAAAUGUAAUUCUUACGUGUCGUCGUACACACAUUUAAUUCCCUAGGUGGCCGGUAAACGCCCUAAAUAUGCCCUAUAAACACAACAUAUGUUUUUAUACCACCCCCGCUCGAUAGCCGGCCGACAUAGAACAGCCCGCCACCGCCGCCGCACCGUUAUCACCCCUCGACUUGAUGACAUGUUUUUCGCAGAAAAUUACGUUUUUGCGGACGUUUUGUUACUUUAUCGAGCGCUCCUACUUAUUAUACGAUACAUUAUUGUGUAAAUGUGAUUAUGAUGUAUACGCGUCUCGGACUGAUUCGUUUUGUUGUCGCCCGCAAUAUGGAAAACUCGAACGAAUUUGUAUUAUAUGUAUACAGGGUGAUCAAUUCUCAAUGAGACACAUUCAUUAUUUCGGGACAGAAUUAAUUUUUUUUUUUUUUUUGUUAAUGAUUUAAGAAACAAGCAGCUCUAAAAUGUUACAUUACACUUUUAUUGCCGAGGUGCAACCAGUUGACGAAAUUUUCCAUUUUUAAGUUUGGGUUGGGAGGGGUGGUAAUAGCGGAGCAGUAUUCCAACGUCACGUGCCUCGUCGUCACACAAACUACUAUUAUACUAAUCCACUACUCUUCUUCUUCUUUGGAUUUCGGCCUUUUAAGACCAUUCUGUAAGACAAAUUCUCCUCCAGUGCUUUCUAUUUUCCGCCAAUUCUUUCCAAUUCACCUCAGAGUCCUCUGUCACUACAUCCUUUUUUACACAUCUUCCUAUUUAAGGCGUGGCCUACCCAGCGGUCUAUUCCCCAUCGGAUGUUCAUUGAUCACGGCUUUGAUCAAUGUGCCAAUUUUUUCGCUAAGCAUGGCCGGCCAACCUUAGUUUUCUUAAUUUCCCACGUAAUACACGGUAUUUGGGAUACAUUUUGGAGUUCUUCUCUUACCCAAACUUAAAAGUUUAAUAUCUCGUUAAUAGGUUAACAGGAAAUGAAAAUGUCAACAUCAAAAUGAAUAUAAAAUAAAGCUUUAUCUAUUUAUAGAAUUUUCAGUAUAGGUUUCAUUCCUAAAAUUAAGGGUUACAAAUAAUGUGCGUAAUUUUUUAGGGUCGUUUGUUUCAUAAAUUAUCCAAAAAAGAAAUUCUGGUAAAAAUUAGUAUUAUAAUACGUGUCUUACCAAAUAUUGAUCAGUCUUUGUACAACAAACUGAAAAUAAUUAAUUUUUACAUUGACGUGACGUUAUUUGAUUUUUUUGUUUUUUAUAUCCCCGUCCCCUUUUUUAAAAAUAAAGUCUCAUGUGAAAAUCAUUAUAUGGCCCCGGUUUUCAAAUAAUAACCAUGUAAUCGAUACGCGCAUAGCUGAUAAUCGUAAAUAAUUAUAAUACCUCUGUACUACACUACUGCAGCAACGUUAUAUAAAGUGACAUCAAUAGUUUUCAUUUUUUUCUUUUAAACAUAAUUUAUACGAGUCUAUUAUACGUAUAGUAUAUAGAAUAUAGAUGUAAAUACAACAACCGAACAACAUAUGUUUUCGCGUACGCGUACGGCUACGCCUUAGAAUGCACAUAGUCGGAUCUCGAUAAAGCAAUAAUAUUUUGUUAUCUUCACUCGUAUCUGUCGCGGAAGAGUAUAUAUAAUAUUAUAAAUAUUAACAUAAUGGUAGUCACGGAUGAAAAGCAAUGAAAUUGACCGCGAUAUACCAAAUUGAGUAGUAUAUACUCUAUUAUAAUACCUACUCGUAUUAUAUAGUAAUUUACACUAUAGGUAAUAGGUAUGUAUCGAUCAUUUGCAUGCUUCCUACCUAGUAUGGUUUUGAGAUCGGUAAAUUAUUUAUUAUUAUUGUCUCAACGUGUUAUAUAUUUGAAACGUAUUAUGAUAAUAUAUCUAUUGGCUAUUGUAGUUUAAUUAUUGUAUGAAAAAAAAAAUACAUAUAUACCAAAAAGUGAUAAUAUUAACACAAUGUUCAAAAAUAUUAAAAUAUACAGUGUAUAACAGGACUAUUUAACAAAUUUUAUAACUUUUUUUCUAUUGUAAAUUUGAAUUUUUAAAAAUUCGAAAUAAAAAAAGUAAAAUUGUAUUUAAAAUUUAAAAAAGAGCUGAUGCUGCUGAUGGACCAAUAAUUAUCUCAGAGGAUUUUAAGUGAAUUUGGUUUUUUCUGUUUUUUUCUAAUCAUUAUUGAAUCGUUUUAUUUUUCCGAUUAUUUAUUUUGUUCAGAAAGUGUAUGAACGAAGGUAUUUUCCCCUCAGUUUGAAAAAUCACGUCCGUGACUCCAGUCUUUAAAUCGAAUGAUCCGUCGUCUGUCACCAAUUAUAGGUCUAUCUCUUAUCACCUCAUAUCGCUAAAAUUUAUCAAUAAUUAUGUAGGUCCAAGUCAAAACCAAUUCUUAUUCCGCAGCACCAUAGAUUCCGUAAAGGAUAGAGCACGAUUAUCAGAAGUGUGUCGUUUUCUUCAUUUAUUUUAGACUGCUUUGAGAAUAAUUGUCACGUAAAUGUCAUUCUAAUUGAUUUUUCUAAAGCAUUUGACACUGUUCCCCACAAUAUACUUUCCAGUGAUUUCGGCCGUAUUGGUUUGGUGAACCAUUAUUGUCAUGGUGUUUCGUUCCUUCCUCUCUGACCGGAAACAAUUCGUCAAAUUUAACGGUAUUUCAUCUAACUUGGUCAAUGUAACCUUUGGUGUACCACAGGGUUGUCAUCUAAGUCCUUUUUUUCCCCUCUUUGUUAACUCUAUCUUUAUAGUCACUUGAAUAAAGCUUAAUUCCUACUAUAUGCUGGUGAUAUAAAAAUAUUCUAUAAAAUCAAAACUCCUGCUGACUGCUUUAUACUACAAGACGAACUUAUCCAAUUCGAUUUGUGGAUUUCCCAACUAGGUCUCUCUCUCAAUGUUGACAAAUGCAAAGUGACAAAUGCAAAGUGAUUUCCUUCACUAGGUUAAGAAACCCGAUGCAUUAUUCAUAUACCCUUAAUAGUAUACAGCUAGAGCGUGUUUCCAGUAUUAAAGACCUUGAUAUUUAAUACUCCUGCUCUUUCUCCUUUAGCCAUCAUAUAGAUAUUGUCAUUGGUAAAGCACAAAAGGUCUUAGGUUUUAUUAAGCGUAACAUCAGGCUCUUAAAGUCAGCUAAUUCACUUCGUUCUUUGUAUUGUGCUCUUGUCAAGCAAAUUAUAGAGUGUGGCACUAUUAUUUGGUAUCCUUACCUUGCUAAGGAUCAAAUGCAAGUCGAGAGCUUUCAGUACAGGUUCUUAUCAUAUGUCACUUUCAAACUUAAUUUACCAUCUCCUAAUUAUGACUACUCCUUUAUUUCUGGUAUCCUGAAUUUACCUUCUUUGUCUUCGCGCAAGAACGAGGCGGGCAUUCGGUUCUUCAUGUCCUCCUAAACAAUUUACGAGAUGCUCCUGACCUUCUCUUUAUUGUGCCUUUAAAAGUUCCCUCAUUCAACACCAGGAGCCAAACUCCUUUUUAAAUUACAGCUCACUCAACUUUUUGUACCCAUAAUCAUCCAUUACUUAGAAUGCUUAGGCUGGCAAACCUGGAUCGACCUUUGUCUACACCCUAUUAUAUUUUACUUUGAAACUAUUACUAUUGUUAUAAUCUCUUAUGUUUAGUACUGUUUCACUAAUGUUAUUCAAUUAUCUAAGUUUUUGGUUUUGUGAUUGCUGCUCGGCAUUUAUAUUCUAAUAAAUAAAUCAAAUUCACUUAAAAUCAUUUAAGGUAAUUCCUGGUUCAUGAUAAAAAAAAAAAUCACCCUGUAUAUACUAUAUAAUAUACAUAUAUAGUAAUUUAUAUUAAAACAUACUAAUUAGUAAUUAUACUGUAGAUUUAUAAAUCAUUACAUAUAAUUUUUGUUUAAUUGGUUUCACCAUUGAAGUCACUCAAUAUUUUGUUAUUAUAUAAGAAAUAUAAUAAUUUUUAAUGGCCUAUAAAUAAAUCAUAAUAGUGUGUGUAAUAUAUUACAAAGUUACAUUAACUAUUUACUAUAAUAUUAUAAAGUAUUUGUAUAAUCAAAAAGACAAUAGCCAAUAGAAUACAACAUUUAUAUAUUUUUUUUUAAAUGCAUUUAUAAUUAUAAAUAUAUAAUAGUAAAAGUUAUUUAUAAUGCGUUUCUAUUGGACAUUAGUUUUGACAUCAUUCGUUCGAACGUAGGUUAAUUAUAACUAUAUAAUAUAUUUAUUCUCCUUCCUAAUAUAGUUUCUUGUUAAAGUAGAUAAUAUUUUCACUUAUCAUUUAUUAUUAUUAGAUUUAAAUCAUGUUCACUAUUUUUAAAACUACCUAUUUACUCUGUAUAGUGUUUUUCUUUUUAAUUUAUUUAAAAAUAAAUCCUUUAUGGAAUUAUAUUAUAAUAAUUAUAGUCGUAGUAUAUUUUAAAAGAAUUCAUAAUAUAUAUAUACUGUAUGUGCGUAUGAAUUAAAUUUAAUAGAGCUCUUUACAACUAUUUACUAUCUUAAAUCUAGUAUAAUGGUAUUAUUAUGUCUUAUACGAGUACACUCGUCAUCCGCGGAGUGUACAGGAAUUGUUAAUAGAACGAGAUACAUCCCGUCCUAUCAACAUAUUUUAGUAUUGUAGUAAAUAUUAAAUAAUAAUCGUGAUUCGUAAAUAGAUCGUAGAAUCUUAUUUUUUUAUUCGAACGAUGAAAAUGUAAAAAUCUGAAUCCAUAAAAGUCAAUUUUUAUUCAAUAAAACAAGAUAUUUUUUUUUUUGUAAUUUUGCUGAAAUAUAUAAUUUCAUGAUAAAAUGGCUAAAUAUAAUAUAAUCAUAGUUAUAUUUUUAAGCGAAUUGGGGAGAUAUAAUCACUAUAACAUUUCCCCGUCAUGUUUACUAUGCAUGUCACUUCCGUAAUCUGUAACUUAUACCAGUAGUUUUUACCACGUUUUUAAAAUGGUCAAAUUUACUAAUUCUCUAUUGGUACCUAAUAAAACUAUACAUUUUUUUCGUUUAUUCGUUACCGCGUAUCUACUUAUGCACUACCGUUUGAUAAUAAAACGUAAACACGCAUCAUCAGAAAAUUGAGAUACAUGUACGCACGUCGUAAGCGAAACGUAAACAAUCGGCUGGUAUAGGUAAGAAUGACGGUAAGAUGAUGAUGAUCAUAAUAAUAAUAUGGGUUAAGUAUGUGAAAUAUAAAAAAAAACUCCGUCAUCGUUUCCAUGCCUCGUACAGUAAAUCGAGUGAGUCACAAUAAAUAUAUAUAAAAAAAAGACCGGGAUGUCCCAUUGUUUAGGUAAAGUUAUUUGAUUUACGCAAUGAUUAACCAUUACUAAUGAAAAACGUUUCUCUCAAUUAUUAUGAAAAUCAUAAAAUGACCACACAAACGCACUAACUAGGUCUAAAAUGCAACUUAAGGGUUUCUUGGUAUUUAUUGAUUGAAACAAGAUUUCUGGUAAAAAAGUUAUUUACAAACAGAAAAAAAUAAUGAACACACAUAAUAAAACCAGUAAAUUUUUCGCUUCGCUCAAAAUCAAAAAGGUCAUAUACACGUGAUACAUUUCUUUUCUACUUAUUUUACUUUUUCCUUAUUCAUAUAAAUAAAUUAAAGAGAAUGAUUAUUUUAUUAUAAGCCAGCAAUUUUCUCGGAGGAUUUUAAAUUAAUUUAGUUUCGGUUUUUUUUUUAUCAUUAUGAUAUUGUUAUUUUAACAUUAUUUUCAAUUUUCACGCCUACUCGUUUUACUUGUAAUGAACAUCAACUUAAGAUUUUAAAAUAGCAACUCCUUUCAAUCACAGAGUCAAAUAGAGAAUAUUUUUCUAUAAAUAUUGAUAUGCAUAAUGCUUAAAACAAAUUUACGUUUUAUGAGUUAUAACAAUUCAAGGUUAAACCAGAAGAAUAGGGUACUAAAUAAUACCCUAUUCCUCGAGGCUCGGAAUUUACUGCAUUUAAUAUCAAUAAAAAAACGUCAAAAAAGUUCUGAAAGAAGCAAUUGACAAAUAUUUAAAAAAGCAAAAACGGUAGAAGGGUUUUAAUUUUUCCCUUCUAACGGCUUUAACUUAUCUAAUACAAUUUUCUAACACUACAAAACUAUAGUUAACCCAAAAUUAUUUUUUUUUUUAAAUACGUACAAUUUUAUUCAAACUAAAUAAUUUUUUUUAAUAAUUUAUAUCGUGUUAGAAAAUUAUAUUUAAUAAUUUGGAGUUAGGCAGGGAAAAUGUAAACCAUUUUAUCAUUUGAUCUAAUAAUAUUUGUUUAAAGUGCAGUUUUUCAAGUCAAUACUGUUGGUAUCCCAAUUACAUUUUUAAAUUCUUGAAAUCCGCAUGGUUCUUAUGAGAAAUCUAAAUUCACCAAAAUAAGUUCGAAUUUAAAUGUCCCAAUAACGUUUUAUUUCGCCAUGUACACCGAACGACAUCGAACUAAACAUUUUUAAAGAUUCUAAGUUUAAAAUAUAAAAUGUCGUAUUAUUAAUGUUCUUAUUGCUAUUGUUUAAUAUUAUGUCGCAUUAGAUAUUAAUAUCAUAUUUCUAUUUCUGUGACUCGAUGACACUGAAUAAACGAUAACGGCAAUGUAUGGCCAAGCCUGAAUUAAAAGAGAACCACAGCUCCUUUUUCCAAGAAUGUAAGGGACCAUUAUAUCAUCAUUAAUGUAUAUACAUUUUUUUAAUACAAAAAUUUGCAUACAAUGUUUUAAAAGAGGAAUUUCAAGUUUGUUUUACCAUUAGGCCCACUGAACCCUUAAUAACCCGUAUAAAACUAUAUAUUAACAUUGAUGUUUAAUUUUAAUAUUAUGUGGGUGAUGGCGCGCUCAUGACGUGAUCGUAUAUAAUAUUAUUAUAAUAAGCAAAAACGGAUUUUAGACUAGUAGCGCAGUCUAUAAGUUAAAUAAUAAUAUUAUUAUUAAUUCGAAGGGGAAAUAAGUAUUAUAAUAUUUAUAACGAAUGCCUCGGUGUGCGCAUAUAUGUAUAUAUAUAUAUAUAUAUAUAUAUGAUACAAAAGCGCACACUUAUAUAUUAUUAUUAUAUAGACGGAAUGAGAGGGAGUGGAGAGGAUGUCCGCCGUCGCGGUCCUUGACCUUCGAAAUCGUUUUAAACGAGUCUAAUAAACUUUGCGUAUACCUACAACUCUACCUACCUACCUACACCGUCGUCGUAGUCUAAACGAACGCGCACAAUAUACUUAUGGCACACGCACGUGCAUUCAGUCGGCUAAAAUAAUGUCAACAGGUGCCUCGGAAGGUUUUUUUCCGUUACCAUUAUUAUUAUAUUAUAUUAUUAAUAACGGUAGGGAGGUAUACGGUAUACGCCGUGACAGUAUGUCAAUAUAAAGUGUUCGAAACGGGGGGGAGGGGGGCAGGGAUAGUUGGACUACACUAUAAUAACACCGCUGAUGACGAAGGUACACAAAAACAUUAAAAACUUUACGUUCCUAAUAGAAAAUUAGUAUAGUAUACAACUCGUAGGUACAACUACUGUCGUCGUCAGAUAAUCGCGAGCCGGCCAUUAAUAAUAUUCUUUAAAAUAUAAUAAUAUACGCAAAAAAUUUAGUGUAUUGGCCAUUGAUGCCUGAUAUCAUGGAUGAUAGACCUGCACAGUUGUUAUAGCCCCCCUCAUCCUACGGGCCGUGUAUAUAUUUACAAUGUAAAUUUAAUAAUUUAUGAAUUACGAUUUAGUGUUAACUUCGUUUUUAUUAUUUCUUCAUACCCGAAAGUUUUCUAUAAUAAGCCGUAUAAAAAAUAUCGAGAAGAAGCAUUAUAUCAUAAAAAGAUUAAAUGAAGACAUUAAUGGAAAUGAUUUAAUUACCACCUUUGUUCAAAAUACUUCUAGGAAGAUGCAGCUAUCAGAAAGUUGUAUGCAGUAUAGUUAAAUAGUUACAAGAUUUGCCAAGAUAUUUCUCAUUCCAUUAUUAAGUUGUAUUUUAUUGAUUUUUGUUUAAAUUAUAAUAUUGAAAUGUAUAAUGAUCAUUCUUCUAUUUUUGGGGGCGAGGAAGGGAUUGAACGCAGUUAAAAACGUAUUAAGAUUACAAAUACAAAUACAAAUUAGAUUAAGAACAAAAUGGCACACACUUAAAAAUAAACUCCGUUAUAUUUUAAUAUAGAUGGACAAAAUAGAUUAUAUUUCAAUCCAAUCGUCAACCGAUAAUCGGAUUAGUAAUCAUAAUAAUAUAAGCUAUAUAUAUUUUUAUCUCUAUAUUAAAGCCAUAGGAUUAAUUGAAGUAAAAGUUGAUAGUUGUAGGAGGCAUUCAAUGAGUACCUGCAGACACAGUUGGUAGUCCCAAUACAGUAAUAAAUAAUUAUUUAUUUAUUUAACAAUAUUAUUUAGUAGGUAGGUUGUAGGUAUUAUAACACCAUAGCGAAAUUAAUUCUGUAGUAAAGUAUAACAUUUUGAGAAGUGAGGAGUUUAAUGAAUGAUGUUGUUAUAUAGGUAUAACGAAGCCAUUUUUACGUAAAGAUACAUUUGGUGAAAAAAUACCUGGGAGAAAAUGUCUCGAGGAUGAUACGUGGAAAAAAAUAUUCAACCCAUAUUACUAUUUUGCUCAAUAGAGAUUUGGUCUGACUUUAAUAUUAAAAACAUUUCAACUUGGGUAGGUUUAGGGGGAAAAUUAUUUUGUCAUAUACAUAUUACAUAUUUAAUUAUUACCUAUAAUUAAAUUAUUUAUUUAUAACAGAACAGGCCAGGGCCCAGAGUACAGAAUAACAUAUAUAUACAUACGUUUAUGAAAUCUCUACAAACAUUGUAUAGACAAGUUUGUUUACAAAAAGAAAAUAAUAAACAUAUUGACAAAAUUGGGUUGACGAGCCAAUGGCGUCCCCAGGAAUUUUCAAUGAGAGGGGUGUAGCAAAUAAGAAUCGUGAAUAAAUUGUAAAAUUGUCUUCUACAUCCAACUUGACUGUAGAAAUUGGUAAUUUAAAAGUCGAAUCUUAAAAAAAGUCAAUUUCUAAUCAAUACGCCAAGCUUUUUCUUGUAACUUGGUUGAAAUAUAUGCAUUUCAGUAUUAGACUACUAAAUAUAUAGAAAAAAUAUGAGUAUAUUUUUUGUAUUUUUAAGCCAAUGGGAGGGGGAAAGUAUAACCCCUACUUUCCCCCUGCGCAUGCCACUGAGUCGGACACUCAUUGGUGAAACACAUCGGACAUUGGCCUUUUACAGAAAUAAUUGGUGGUUUAAAAGGGUAUGGAAAAAGAAUAAGGUGAUUACGAAUGCGCAAGAAUCUAAGGAUACCGAAAUAAAGUUAACUUAGUAGUUCAGGACAAUGAGCUUUCUUAGGAAUAACUGGUUAUCAGAAACACACCUGUCAGCUAGGAUUGAUAACCCUAGAGCAGUGAUUCCCAACCUUUUUUGAUACUAUACGAACCACUUAGAGAACUUUCGAUGGGUUGCAUACCACCACAAUAUACCAAUAAUGACCUCUAUUUUUACUAAUUAUAUUUUUUCUACUUAACUUUGGUUUUCAUUUUUUUUAUUCUACGGUAAUAAUAAUAUAAGUGAUAUUAUAUGUACAAUAAUUUAUAAAUAAACAACGUAAUAAACUCCGAUUAUCACUAUUUAUUUACGUUAAAUACUUUAUUCAAUGUUGUUGGUAUUGCCUCGUGAAUCACCAUACAUUGUCCCGCGGACCAUAAUUUGAGAAUCACUGCUCUACAGAGUCUUAAGCACGGAUUUAUAAUCAUAAGGUUCAUGGUCAAUAUGAUUUACAAAAUAAAUACAAUUAUCAAAAUAUAAAAGAAAUUAUCAACACUAAACACUAAAAUUGUUUUGAAUAUCUUCGUAUAAAAUAAAAUUAGUUGAGCAUUUUAUUAAAUGCUCUAUAUAAAUUAAUCUAUGAUAAUAAAGUACAUUCGAAUAAUUAUAAUAACUGCUGCUUAUAUUUAGUGUUUGAAAUAUUUUACUGUCCACUGAAAUCAGCUAUACCUACACAUAAGCCACAAUAUUUAAGUGUAUCGAAAUAAUAAUAUUUUUAUUGUAAAAUUAUUCAUAAAAUAUUUUGCAAUAAAUUUGGUGAUUGCAGCAAAUAUUAUGCUUUUAUCAAUGACACCAAAGUUUGGUAAAAUUCACCUGUGACAUCAGGAUUCAGUACAUGUAUAAUGUACAGAAAGUGUAUCCGUACUCACUAAGUACUACUUAGCUGUUUAACUACAUUGGCAUCUUGAUAUUCCGACGGAGUUAUAUUCAAUAAAAAUGGACGUUACUUGUACGUAUAACCUCGACUUUCUCCACAGCCACUGAUUGUAAUUCAUCGAUAGUUAUGUGCGCCUGUAACUUAGUAUCUCCCAUUGACACUAAAAUGGAGACUAUACAAAUCUGGAAAAUAUUCACCAGGAAAAUAUUAUUCAGGAACGAUAUUUGCAUGGACUGAUAAAACCAAUGGUUCCCAGUCUAACAUGUAGCUCACUCCGUUCACCAAUUUGAGUCCGAACCCAUUAUGUCGGAUUUUUAAUCGCAAAUUAACCAUGUUGCAUGCAAUAAACCAUCGUACUAAACCACGUUGGGUAGGUUAGAGUGGAAAAAUGUGAAACAGUCUACAUUAAGAAAUAACAUCAAUAUUUUAGAAACUAAUGAUUAUUAUUAUUUUCCCGAUUUGUAUGUUACUCCCAAUAAAAUAGUUUUUUCGGGGCAGGUUUAGGUAAUGGGAUGCUAAAAUCGAAAUGUUUGAAAAUACAACAGUCUCUUAGCACCAGCUAUGGUGUAUACAGUUUAUAUAUUAUGAGAUCGCGGUUAUCUGUAUGCAUAUUAUAACAUUUAAACGUUAACUCUAAGAAUAUAAACCACCACGUGUAUGACGAUAAAUGAUUACGAUGAGGUCGUUCGUUUAUCGAUUACGGUUAUUAUUAGGAAAUAACAACGGGGGGGGUACGUUAAGUUUUACUUAUUUUUGUUCAAUAUUAUGUACAGUCGAAGUCGUGCGGGAUCAACACUUUAGUAUUUUUUUUUGUAUAAAUCUCCGAUGCCCCGUUUUUUAGUGAAAGCGCAUCCACUCCGUCGCACGUAUAAUUUCGCUCUUUUAUUGUUAUUUCGUUGUUGGUGUACACGAGUAUAUUAUAGGAAAAAGCGCGCGUGUGAGUGCGUGGAUUCGCUGUUGCUUUCCGCGACGCAAAACGGACGGACGAGCCGACCGGAGAUUUAUUGUGUACCGCAGCGUAUCCCCCCAAGGUCCCUUUCAGUUACAAUUAAAACGUUUAUUAGACGUGAACUCAUUUUUAUAUUUCGCGGACUGCAACAGUAUUUGUGUACCUAUACCUACCGUUUUUGUAGUUGUUGUUGUGAACGACUAUAAUAUAGAUGAUGUUUUUUUUCGCCGCACCAUACAUUUCUGUUGUACGACUAUACGACUAAUGUAUUAUUAUUAUUUAUUAUUAAAUAACCUCGAUUCGUCGUUGUUCAAAGUACGCUAGGGGCCUUAACUGCCGCAUUAUAAUUUGCAGUUUUUGUUCGCGUCUAUAUGUACGACCGACAGGUAUAUAUUUUUAACCACUAAUGCGAAUGCCGACCGUGUAAAACUGGUAAUAAUAAUAUUAUGUACUCAGAUGUCGCGACAAUAUUUUUUUUUAUGGGAUUUUAAAGGCUGUGUUUUACAGUUCCGCAUGUUUCACCUUUUGUGGUGUUUUCGAAGUAUUUUGUAAAAACCACAUAGGUAUAUUAUAGAUGUAUCUAUACUGCAGCAUUUUUUUUUGUUUCGUGGAGUUCCUGCAAAUUGUGUUUCGCCUUUUGAUUUUACGGAUUUUUCGUUCUGGUGGGUUCUUCUGUAAAAGUGGGGUAAAACUGAAUGAGAUGAGAUGUACCAAAUCUUUUGUAAUAAUUCGAUAAGUAAAAUGCGUGAGACGAAAUUAACGAAGUCCGUGAGAUUUUACUAAAAUGUAUCAAAAUAAUUUUUGAAAAUCUCAAAUUUUUUAUUGGCUUCGAGAAAUGUCUAAUACGGAUCAAUAACAUACUUUAUAAUUCUCCAUAGUUUCCAUAAUAGUUUAUCAUCGAAAAAUAGUUAUCUAUCAUCUUCCAAGAUUUGUAUUACCUAUAGAUUGAUAAAAUAUAUGAAACCAAUAUCCGAUAAUAAUAUCCGUCAAAAUCACCAUAGGGUCGAUUUAUUUGAAUGAAUGACAUGAAAUUUUCAAGAUUGUUUUAUUAUUCCAGAACAAGCUCUUUGAUCGCAACACAUACUCGUAUACUAUUCACGAAAAUACUCGAAUCGCGAAAAUAGUAGCGACCAAACAACUAGCCGACUUUCAGCAAUUUACUGUUUGUCAACGGUCACGGACGGUUUAGAAUUCAAUAAUACUGUUAUUCUGACGUAGGCAAUUAUAUCUAUAUAUAAUAUUAAAUUAUAUUAAAAUUCGACAAAGUUAGACAUUUACACGUAAUAUAUAAAUAUUAUAUUAAAUACACUUACCGUUCUAUUGCAUUUUUCUGACAUUUAUUGAUUAGUGUAAGUAUUAUGUCAUGGCAAUAAAUUAAUAACAAUAUACAUAAUUUUAUAAUACUGAAAAAAUACAAUGAUAAUUGUAGCAACGCAUUCUCUUUUUAUUAAUACAUAACAUAAAAUCAGCAUACAUUUUGUGUACAUUUUUGACUCAAUAUAGUUAGAUACCUAAAAAAAAAAUAAUUUUCUAACGUUAUUAUUUUAAUUAUUCAGCGGAAAUUUUAAACCUAAACGUGUGCCUCUUCCCGUGUCGUUCAAUAUAGGUAUAAGUAAUACCUACUUGGAAAUUAGUUGUGAAUUUUUUCUGCAUUCGCUAUUUAGGUAGGCACCAAUAUGUAUUUUUAAUUUUUGAGAACAUAAUACUUAUCAAUAACAACAUAACAAAAUAUUGUUUAUCAGUGUUUUUAUUAAUCGAACGUGAUAAAGAUUAUCAUAAUAUGAUUGUCAUGGUUGUUAUUAGUACUUUCUCUCAUUCACUGGUUCAGUAAUUGAUAGCACUGGUGUUUAAUUUUUAAGUUAUGUAAAAAAAAUAUGUUCAUAGGUAUAUAAUAUUAUAUACACCCAUCCAACGAUACAAUUAAAUAUUAUGCUUUAGACAAGCAGUACUUUGUUUACGAGGCUACUAUUGUUAUGUCAACUUUAUAGCUUUCGACCACACCCUAUUAUAAUAUGGUUACAUAUUUUAUAUGAAUAGGGUGAGGGAUUACUAGUAAAAAAACAAUAGUUCCCCAUCAGACCGUCGGCGUUUAAUUUUAACGGACUUAACCCUGACCCUGAUAAUAAUAAUCAUAACAAGAAUAAUAAUAACUUUAUAUUAUAGAUUAUUAAAAGUGAACUUUGCCGGUGUUGCAGGAAAUUGAAAAGUCUAUUGUAAACAAUUUCUAGGUAUUUUAACAACAACUGUUCAAACAGGUUUUUUUUCCAUAAUGUUUAUCAAUUCACCUAAUAAUAAUUAUAUUGUGCUUUUGGCUUCGCACUAAACCUAGUCAACGAAUAUUAUUAACGCAUGUACCUGCAAUGCAUUAUAACACAACAGUUGUCAUGGUAGGUACUGGUAUAGGUGCAGAGUACAAACCGUACAUACACAGUAAAUUUGCAUUUGUUAUUAUUUAUAGUCAUGUUAAAAUAAAAGGAAUAUUUCGAGUAGGUAAUUAAACGUAUAAUAUCAUAACAUGAGAAGUUAGAAAUAAAGGUACCUUAUGCAAUAAUACAAUAUAGUCGACUAUUGUGAACAUCAUACGUAUAUUAUUCUCGAACACACACGUCAAGCCGUAUAGAGCUUUCUUUCUCGUUCCUCUUGUAUACAGAAAACCCUUAAAUAUUAUGCAAUAUUAUAUAUAUAUACCUACAUAAUAAAUUUAAGGGCUCAGUGCAACUACUAUAAGGCAAGUCCACUUUUAUUCGGAAAUGAUAACUUCGAAUAGAGUAAUAAAUUUUAUACGUAAUUUGGUGUAAUAAUAAAACAACUAUGCAAAUCCGUCUUCUAGAUACAAAGAAAAUAUUGUUAUGGACUUGUCUGGUUCAAUCAAAUUCUGGCAAAAAGAAUUAUACGUUUUUAAACUGCUGAACAAUUUUGAAAAGUAUACUUGUCUAAAUUGUUGUUUCACGAGUGAAAUCCGUACCUAUAUUUUUAAAAAUAAAAUUAUUAUUGGAUACACAAAUCAAUCCCUAAACUAUGAGCAUAUACAACGUUAAAGCAUCAUUAUAAUACGAUAUGGUUAUGUUAAAAAAAUAUAAACCUUGAGAUUAUUUGACAAUAAAUAUGAGUGUUUUUUUUUGUACCAAUUCAUCAUUAAGCUGUUCCGAUUCAUGAACUUCGUGUGUAUAAUAUUUACAAAUCGUAUAUAUGGUACCUACUACCUUUAACACUACUGACAUAUUAUUAUAUAAUCUAAACCGACAUAUUUUGUGUAUACACUGUACACACAAAAGCAUAAUAGUAUUAUGGAGGAAAUCCAUCAUUAUUUAAUACGAAUUUUAUUUGCAGAAAACUCGGUUGGUAUGUACAUAAUACAGGUAGGUACCUACAUGCUACGUAUAAUAACUGCAGUCGGAAUGUUGUUCAACGUGAACGCUAAAAUACGCUGCAUAACAUAAUAAUAUUAUGUCAUAUUAGAGUACCAUCAAAACAAAUUGAAUAAUUCGUUAAAAAAAAAUAAAUAUUACUUAAUAUAAUAUAUAGUAAAGAAUUACAUUUUAUUCGCGUGUUAUAUAUUAGGUUUGAUGGAAAUACAAACAAAUUAAUUGAUUUAUCGCAUUCGAUUUUAUUUCUGCAAUUUUGUCGAACUGAACUUAUUUUAUAAAUGUUCCUAAUAUAAUAACUCCCCGAAUAAGUGAUUGGUAUUUCAAUUGGAAAUUAUGUGGAAGUGGAGAGAAUAUGUGUUGAGAACCAUUAGAAUUAAUUAAUGUCACUAUCUACCUGACUAGGAAAUAUACUCGUAUAUUAUUAUGAAUGUACGAUACAUUAUGUUGUGUUUUGUGCAACUUUUGUCACACUAAAAUAUGGGGGUUAUAUACUUAUCUAAUAUCAUUAUAAACACAACACAUAUUAAACGUACGAAUACGUACCUAAUAACUAUAUAUUUGUCUAAUCUAAUACUCAUAAAUGAUCUAUAAGCUUGAAGUAAUAUAAAGUUCAUUAAGAUAAAAAUUGUACACCUAGUAAUAGACCGGGUUUCACAAACGUUAUCUGUAAGGAGAUACAGAACCAUUAGCGCACUUACAGAUCUUUAAACCAGAUUGAGUGUUGCUCAAACGUUCUGUAUUAUUUAUCGACCUGUAAACUAACAGACCUGCAACUGACUAUAAUUUAUAGAACCAAAAUAUAUUCGUUUCUGUAACUCUUUGUAGAACGAUUUACAGAUUUAUAUCAUUAUUUUAUCAAUGCUAUUAAUAAUAAUAGCCUACAUUUCUGAUCGUUUUUUUUUUUGGAAUUUAUACACCUAUUGCUAAAUUUUAAUAAUUUAACUUAUAUUAUAAAUUUUUUAUCCUCAUCAUAAUUAAGUGAUGAUGAAUUUAUUAUUGAGGUGAUGACCAUAUUAUCGAGGCCAAAAUAUGUCCGGGAUAGAUCGAAUCAGCUGAUUGAGUUUGAUGCUGUAGAUUUCAAACAACUAUUCAGAUACUAACCUAACGGCUAAUAACAAAAUAAUCAAAUGCGUUUUUUUUUUAUGACAGGAAGAUGUCACAGUUUUAUUAUUUAUGAUUAUUCAGAUCUCGGUUAUCUACUCGAGUAAGAUAACCGUGGUUCAGGGUUAUCAAAUAAAAAUAGUUUAGUUUAUCCGGUAACUGUCGUUAUCAUUAUAUUUUAAUUUACAGAUUCAUUACAAAUUUUUUCGUGCAACACUUACAUGUUACAGAGCCAUUAUAAUUUACAGAUGUCAUCUGUAAUAUACAGGCCUCUAUAAAAUAAUUUUACUAUUUGUGCAACCCGGCCAUACUGUUACGUAAUUACAUAGUUACAUAGUAUACGGUUUUGGUGGUUUAUUGUUUUAUUUGGUUAUUUGAGAGAAUUGAUUCUCUAGAUAGUUAUGUUUUUAAUGCGUCGUAUAUGCCUACAGUAGUUUCUUUAUUGGCACGUGAAUGGCCAACCGCAACUUGAGAAAUAAAAUAAACCACUAUUAUUAAAUACAUACCAACCUACAUAUGACUUACAUUUGUGAUAAACUUUUUUGGCAAUCUCAUCGGAAUUAAGAUUAGGUAUGUGUAAUGUACUUACCAAUUUAGGUACCAAUGUAUAUUUUUAAUAAAUAAUAAACUAAAAGUGAAAUACAGAAAUCGGAUUCCGAGCAUUCUUCAUUGAGUACAUAGUAUAUUAUAAUAUACUUGUUGAAAUUGAUAAUUUAACUGUGUAGUAACAGUGUAUAAUGGAUAAACGCUCAUUAAAACCAAAACAAUGGCUUUAUCAUUAUUAUUAUUAUUAUUAUUAAUUAUUAUAAAAUUAAAUAAAUAUAAUUUUAUAGCAAUUCGAUUUUUUCUUAUUUUUAGAAUUGGUUAAAAUGUUAUCAAAACAUUCAAAAUCGACAUAAACUAUUGAUAAAUUCAUUCUUAGCACUGUUUAGAAUGAUUAUGCGUUAAAUGUAGCAUGUAUAUAUAUUAUUAUAAAUUAAUAAUAUUAAAAAUUAUUUGAAUUGAAUUUUUUGAAAUAAUCCUAUUUUUAGGUGUUUACUACUAAUAUCCUUACUGCAACAUUAAAUCCCGAAGCACAUGAAUUCAAGUAUAAGUCGUUGCCUGAAAAUCCAUCGAGGUUCAAUGAAGAAUCAAAUCAAGAUUAUUCAGAAAACGAAAUAAAGAGUAAAGGUUAGUUAUAUACAAUAUAUUUUGUUUCCUUGUACACGAUUUAAUUCUGAUUGGUAUAUUAUUAUAUAUACCUAGUUAUAUUGUUAACAAAAAUCGAUUCGCGGCUAUAAAAGAAUUCAUCAUUUGAGUCGUGUUUAUAUUAUUUUAUUCUUACAAAUUAUUAUUAUAUUAUUUGUGGUUUGUGAAAAUGUAAAAGUUUGACGGCAUUACGGCAGUGCAGUUAUAGCUAUGAAUGUUAUGAUACUUUCGAAGUGAACGUAAUAUCAGGCUGAAAAAAAAGUAAUAUCGACAUUAUUGAACGCGUAAAUUAUUUGAUUCGAAAAAUUCCGGUCAAACACAAUGUUUCAGCGAAUUAAUAGUACAUAUAAUCCCGCCAAGAAAACUUUCAUCCUGAAAAAUGUAUCGAACAAUGUUUAAAUUAUGCCCGUGGGAGACUUGCACGUUAUCAAUAGGGGUGUUUUUGUGAUGCAGUUUUACAUCAGUAAACAGUUUGCUGUAUUUGUUUGGCUACUUAGUUGCAAUAUCGCCAAUAUAUUUUAUUUUAGAUUCUGAGUGAAGCGAGAAAUGUAUUGGUUUUACAAUGAUGUUUAUUUUUUUUUAUUAUCUUUUUUUUUAAAUUAUACCAGAAAUUUUACUUCAAUGUAUCAAGUGGAACACUUUUUGAAAGAGAAUUGUAUCUAGUUGAUAUUAUAGACAGAUCAUUUAUUGAUUUCAAAGCAAAUUUCAUAAUAAUAGUGAAAAAACGUAGGAAAGACUGGGAAAAUUACUAAAAUUAUUGUUUUCAAUUUUGUUUUUUUUGUUUUAAUUUUGAAUGCAAUUAAAACGUUCGUAGAAACUUGAAAUUUGGAUAGAAAACUAAUGUUUGCGUUUUCUAAACUUAGUAAAAAUUAUAAAACAUUUGAGUUAUUUGUGAGCUAUUUAUAGACAUUUUAAUUUUGCUAGUUUUUAACGUAGUGUUUAUUUGGUAGAUACUAUGUGGAUAAAAUUGUUGGAUCAAACAGAAAUAUUUAAAAAUUUAACAGCAAAUUUAUUAUUAGUUAUACUUAGUGGUCAACAAGAGAGAGUUGAGUUUAAUGUAGUAGGUUUUUUUUUAAAUACAAAUUUUAAUAUCUCAUUUUGACUAAAAUAGUAAGUAUUACGGCCUUUAAAACAUGUAUAACCUAACUCUGCUCAGAAUUAAAUAUUAAGCUAUAUUAUUAAAUGCAUUGCAACUGUGAUUGAAAAAUCGUUGUAGUUGUAUUGUAUACGAUCAACAUUUUUCUUAGAUAUUUAUAAUAAUAUAUAUGGUGAUUUUUUAAGUUUCGACCCAUUUUUAUAAUAAAGUUAUAUAUUAAUUAAAAUUUCGAUUUUUGGAAUUGAAAUGGAAAGUGGAAGUGAAAAAAAUGAUACUCUCACUUAGAUUUUUCACGUUUAAGUGUCUUAUAAAAAAAAUUUUGGAUUUUCAAAUGUCAACCUACAUGUUUUGAUGCAAAUUGUCAAUCAAAUGAUUUUUCUGAAAAUGUUAACGUAUUGUAAUCGAAAUUUAAAACAAAAGUUUCCUUCUUAUUUACUUUAAAUACCAAAGGAUAAUAAAUGCACGAUAAAAAAAAAAAUAAAAAAAUAGACUAUACACAACUGCUAUGAAACAGUUGGAAUUAAAUCCUCGUGAAACACUAUUAUCCUUGGUAUUUAAAGCAGAAUAGCUCAGAAACUUUUCGUUCAAAUUUUGAUUCCAAUACGUCAACAUUUUCAGAAAAAUCAUCUAUUUAUCAUCAUUUAUCAAUCAUCAAUUGACAAUUUGUAUAAAAAUAUGUAGAUUUUAAUUUGAAAAACUAAAGUUUUAUCAUUAUAGAAUACUCCUUAAAUGUUGUGAAAAAUUUAAAUAUGCGAAUAUAUCAUCUUCACUGCACUUAAAAAUUCUAAAAAUCAUAAUUUGAAUUGAUGCAUUACCAUAAAAAUGGGACGAGUACUGAGCAUGCUUAAAAAUUAUCCUGUAUAUUAUAUUUUAUAUUUAUAAUAGUUUUUAAAAAUAAUCCUUAUCCCCCUUGAAAAAAUCAUUAGACCGACACUGAUGUGAAAUCGAUAUGGCGAUCGGAUGUCGUAGUCGUUGUACGUAAUAAUGUCACCGCAGCAGUUGUUCGUGUCAACGAAGUCUAUCGUCUGAAUGUGGACUGCGCGUGAGUGUGUGCUAUAGUCAUAUUAUAUUUGUCCAUCUUUAUCUAUGGUGUGUGCGAAACGAUGGUACAUCAGCCGCGGUGGCAGUGUCCUGCAGUCACCGCCUCCGUGUCGUGUCAUAGUACGGUCGACGAACGAAAACAUUAAUAAGCGGGAAAGGAGAUUUGACGGCUGUUCGUGGUCGUGCACAGAUGUCGCUACAGUCGGAGCCAAACGAUCGAAUUUUCUCUUCCAUGGUUGCAGUGCUCUGUGGCAUGUGUUCAACGUUCGUGUUGUCGUCCAUUUUACAGGCUUUUUAAUGGUGUACAUACACACGAUUACGAAUGAUAUCCCACUAAAUACGUUGACCGUUCGAUUGUUUUUUUUUUAAUUUAUUCGAUUUUGGCCGAUUGUGUGCACUACUUCUUGUCUUCUGUUCGGUGACCAACUAUCCCGUACGGCCGAACGCGAACUCGGGAUACGGCUCUGAUAAGUCGUUCAGCAAACCGGGCACGUUGACGCAAGCCGUACAGCCGUAAGUAAAAAGAAAGAACGGGCCAAAAAAAAAAUAUAUUCAUCGUCUGAUUCGUGUGCGUAUGUGAUAGUCGUCGCCGUCGUCGCCGCCGCCGCCGCCGCCGCUGUCGUCGUGGUCGUGUGUGUUCGUGUGCGUGUGUGUGUGUGUGUGUGCGCGCCGCCGUCUAGUCAUAUAAGGCUACCCAGUGGAAUUUCGUGUGUGUGCACAUGGUUUUCGGUGGAUAACUUCAGGUAAACUUGUUGAAAGAAAAAAAAAAUCCGUCGUAUUUGUUGUAAGUGUAACAGAUAGAUAUGUGCGUCGCGUUCCGCAGCUGAACCGUACUCGUAGCCGUCGAUAACAACGUGCACGUAUUUCGUUUUCUUUAAAUUACUUUUUAAAUGUUCCUACGAAAGGAGGCGACAGAAACAGGUAAGCAACGACCGUGUUAUGCUCAUCCGAACAAUUCGGUUAUUUAUUGAGAUUUUCCACGUCGUACAGAAUUGUAUGUGACCGGGAAAAAAUAAUCAAAUUGGUCGCCAUUGAUUUUCAUUAGGAUCGUGUGAUAGGCGUCUGCUGUGUAUAGGUUAACUCGAAAAGUCAUACUUACUGAUAACCUACAAAAGUAUAAUAUGCGUGCAUAACUUGGAAAGUUUUUCCAUUACAAUUUUCGCUAAUGUAUCCCAGUCCCCCUUUUGUGUUUUAAUAAGUACAAUAUUAGCGUAUCGCAAAACUCGUUUUCCGUUUUCUGGUAUGUUCCGUUUUCUACUACUACAAUCAUAAUUAUUAACACUUAUUAUUAUCACUAAUCUUGGGUUUUUUUCUAAAUUGUUGUAUUAGCUGGUAUUGUUUAAUCCUUGAUUUAAUCAUCUAUCGUGUCAUUUCGGUUAUUAAUAAUGCCUUUGUAAGUGUUAUAUAUAUUUGUUUGUUCUUGGAUCCAGUACCUACCUUUUGAUUAGCAAUUUUUAUUUUAUUGUAAUGGGAAUAAAAAUCGUUUAUGAACGGUCCACGCCCUUAUAAGUACUAUAUAUUUUAUUUUAUUUAACAUACCUCUGGCUUUUUUUUCUGUUAGAUACUUUUAUUAAUAUCCCAAAUUAAUUUUAUGGUGUCACUUCUGUCUGUAUUAUUUUUAAAUGAACAAUAAUAAAUAGUCACACGUGUAAGAAAUCACUUCCCAGUUAUUUCUGUUGGUUACUUUGUCAUUCAUUCAUUCAUUCUUAUUAUUUUCUUAUGAAUAAUUUUCACUUGUUAACUUUCCUAAUACCUAAUUGAAACAAUUAAUUGUUUUAAGUUAUUUUUUAUCUUCCUAAUGUGAUUUGAAAAUAAUUAUAAAAUUAAUAAUCAUAUGAUAUAAGCACCUAUCAAUAUUGAACUAGCAAUAUUGUCCAGUGUGCUCAAUCACAAUUUACUUGAAGUUUCUUUAUUGGGGUCAUUUAUAACUAUUUUAGGAUAAUUUAAAUGCUAUCCCAAGUUAUAUUUAGUUGUGUAGUAACUAUGAUAAGGGUCCAAUUACCAUUUAAAAAAAAAAAAAAUAAACAUUUUAUCAUUUUAUUCUGUGAUGAAUUUAGAAUAGGCACUAGGUAGGGCACUAUAUUUUUUGCAAUUUAAUUGAUUUAGUCUUGAAAUUAUUAUAAUGCCUAUAAUAAUAUUAGGUGUUUAUAUUUCAAAGAAUAUUCUUUAGAAUUAUUAUUAUUGUUAUUUUUUUACAGUUUGUGCAUAUUAUUUGUAAGUACCUAUUGUACCCAGACAGAUAUAUUAUGUACCUACCUAUAAUAAUGUGAGCUAUAUAUGACUUAUCUAUUUAAUUAAUAAAUUAUUAUUUUUAUAGUUAGAUUCAGUAGGUACUUGCCUAUGAUUAAAUUAAUUAAUUUAAGUACCUAUUUACAUUUUUAUUUAAAUUACAGUGUGUCUAUAUACCGACUACGAUCGGUAUCAUAAUAUACACCUGACUAUAGUCGGUAAGAUAAGGAACCAGCGACCAGAAAAUAAGAUCAACAUACUAUUCGCAUAAUGGGUGGGCCACUGUUGCAGGUGAGAAGUUGGGAAGGUAGGAUGUAGGGGGGAAUUUAAUGUUUAUAUGUAUGUAACAAUUAAUCAUUGCUAAUGAAAAACUAUUCUGAGCGGAGUUUGGUUCUACAUGUUAUAAAAAGCUUGGUGGUCAGUCCAGCAAUUUUAUCCACACAGUACCUAUCGUAUAAAUAUUACAUUUAGAACUAGCAAAAUUUUAAUUGUCUACAAAUAAUUCAAAUGUUUUGAAAAUUAUAUACUAAAAUAUAUAACAUAAUAGUAUAAUAAAUUAUUAUUUUUAUAUUUUAGGUAUUUAGUUAAUUAAUUGUUAAAAUUAAAUUGAUAAUAUAAAUUAGGAAACUGAUAAGAGACUGCUCCUUUACGCCACCAUUUUUUUUUUUUUUUUAUUCAAAAAUUCUCAAUUUGUAUAUUUCAAUCAUGGUUCUAAUUGUUUUGAUCUUAUUGAACCCUAGUCUGUUGUAUAUUAUGAUACUGAUCAUGGCAGGCUUAUAGACACAGCGUUUAAAAUACCUACCUAAUUACUUUGUUUACCAAUGACAGCUAUUAUUAUCUAUGGAACUUCAUAGUUCCGGUUUAAAAAAUUGGUUGCGUCAAGUUAAAUACUGGAAUUGUAAUUAUAUGCAUUUACGUUUACUAUUUUUCUACAAAAUGAUUUUGUUUUAAUCUAUCUUUUCUUUAUUAAUAAUGAUUACAGAUGACAUGUGUUGGUAGUUCAGUUCUAGAUAAAUAUAUAAUUUAACAUUCUAUGAUUGGGAUUUUAUAACAAAUCCUUUCUUAUAUGUAGGUAGGUAGAUUUUCUACUGCCCAUGAAUUCUACUGUAUUCUAAAAUUAUGAUUAAGGCAGUGAAAUUAUUGCAUUAAAAACUCACUAAUUUAAUUGCAUUAAAAUAUGUUUAAAAUUUCUUGUAUAAUUUUGUAAAAUGCUUUGAAAAAAUGUAUGUACUUAAAUUAUAAUACAAAUCCAAAUAUUGUUUCUAUUGCACAAACUAACCUAGUAAGUGUUUUUCUUUUUAGUUUUCAAAGUUGAAUAACCAAAUUUUAUUGCACAAUAAAUUCUUAUAUUGGGAGAAUUUCUUUCCUUAUUGGUGUGUACUUUAAAUAGAUUAGAUUUCUCCAUUCAAAAUUUUAAAAAUGCAAACAAACAUAUUUUUACUUAGUAUUUUUUUUUUUUUUUGUAAAAUACAAUUCCAUUUUAUAUUACACCUAUCAACAUAGAUCUUCUUAAAAUAAUGAAAAAUAGUUCAAAUUUAACCCAAAUAUAAAAUUGUCAAAAUUGCAUUUCAUUGGAAUAGUAUUUUAGUAUUUUAACAAAAUAUAUUUUAAGAUGUAGCAAAUGAAUAUAAAUAUCUAUUAAAAAAUGUAUUGAAAAAUAUUGGAAAUAAAUUUUAUAGUAAUAAUAAUACACUUAAAACUGGUGAUUAGUGGUUAGUCUGAAUAUGGUAUUUAUUUGUUUGGUGCUGUUAAAAUAUAAUAUAAUUAUAUGAAUAACACUAUUAAAUUAAAUAUUUUUAUAAUAAGAUAUUUUUUGAAAUUUCGAAUACAUAAUCUUGUCCUUUUUCGAAGCCUGUUAAAAAAAAAAUGAUUUAUAUUAUAGUUAGUUUAAAUAAAAAUAAUUUUAAUAAUCAUGUUUACAGGGUAUAUGUACAUGAAUGGGGACGUAGGGAAAAUUUCUACUGGGGUACCUUAUAAUCCUCCUGAGCCGCUCACCGUUUCUACUGCCACAAACACUUCUUACAGGUAAAUAUAAAACAUAAUUAUUUUAGAACACUUGAACAUGUUAAAUUUAAAUGCAAGUUAUUAGAACCUGAUGAUUAAUGUACUGUUCAUUAUGGUGUCGAAACUUUGCUAUAGUAUUAAAAUCUUGUACAAAUGCAUGUAUAAAUAUAUACAUUUUUUUUUUACUUUUUUGUAUGAGUGAUAAAUAUUUUAAAUAUUCAUACUAAUAUACCUAAAUUAUUUAAACUAAAAAUAUAGAAUUAUUUUAUUUUAUUUGUUAUCUUAUGCACGUAAUUAGAACCUAAUGAAAUAAAACUAUGUUUAUUAUGGUGUCGAAUCGUUGCUAUAAUAAUGAUUUAUAAAAUUCUUCUUGACAAUAAUUGUGUAAAUGUAAUAUUUUACUUUUAUAAUUUUUAGAAGAAAUAAUUUUUUUUGAAGUUAUGUUUAUAGUAUUGAAAAAUAUUGUUAGGUAAAGUAAAUAAAAAUGUUUAGUAUUUAUAUUAUAAUUAAAACAUUAUUAAUAUAUUAUAAGGUAUUAGUAAAUAAUUCCGUGUUCAAAUGAAGAUUAAUGGCAAAUGGACAUAUAUAUUUUUUAACCCGUCAUCACUCGUACAGAGUUAAUAAUGACCUCAGCUUAUUUCUAAUUAUAAUUUUAUGAUAUAUAUUGUGAAAAUAUAUAUUUGAACGUUUCUAUUGCCUUGAACAAUAUGUUUAUAGAUAUAAUGUGACCGGUUUUAUGUUAUCUUGGUUUUUUAUUUACUUGCUAGAAUCUCAUAAAGUGAUCGAUCAGCUUCAGUGUUAGGAAUUAAUUUACCCCAUGCGAAUAAUUUUCUCUGUUUCUUUUCCUUGUUUUUAAAAUUCAAAAUGUAUGAACUUAAAAGACUACGUACAGAACACUUUGAUGCAGUCAGUAAUGAUGAAGUUUGAGGUGGUGUGUCAAAUAAUAAAGAUGCUGAUGAAACACUAAUUGGAAAUAUGAAUGAUAACAAUACAGACACUGGGUCUCGUUUUUUUAAUCUAAUAAUUAAUAUUAAGGCGUUUUUAACAUUAUUAGGCUUAGCUCUUAAAAUAUAAUUUUGUUUUAUAAAAAUUGACUAGAUAAAACAAAACAAAUUAUAUACCCCGUGCGAUUAAAGGUGACAACGAAAACAGUGCGAGUGACGACGGGUUAAUAUAACUAUAUAUUUGUAUUACAUAUUUAUUAAUUUUAUUAAUACUAUUUUGUUACUUAUAUUCUAGUAUUCUAGUACUUAUAUUAAGUUGUGUAAUUUAAAAAUCUUUUUUUCUUUCCAGAAAAAAUAUGGCUUUUAGCACUUGUUAAUCAGUGUUUUUUAUGUAGUAUAUUUUAGAUAUUUCUAGGUUAUAAUAAUUUCCUUAUCAUAGAUUUAGAAAUAUCAAAUUUAUAAUAAUACUAUUGGUUUAAAAGUGUAAUAUCUAUGGUAAAAUAUUAAGUACUUUUAUAUCUAUUUCCAACUGGCUAAUAGAUCCAGCUAAUUUAAUAUAUUUAGUAAAUUAAUAUUUUUUAUUAAAUAAUAUUAAAGUGAUUGUUUUAUCAUAUAUAAAUAUAGUUAAAUUAUCAUUUUAAACAAUUUAUCAUAAUUUUAUUCACCAGCUUAUUUAAAUAGUUAGUUAAAUAUUAUUUAUUUUAAGAUAAAUCCCUAUUUUAUUUAAAAAUAAAAUGUGUAGAUGUAUAUGUGUGUAAUAUAAACUAUUUAAUAAUUUCUAGUUCCAUAAAUGGAAGUUAUGAAGUGUCGGUAUCGGAUAGUAGAAGCGGUGCAACAAUUUUAACUGGAAACAAUAGCAUAAUGGUGAAUGCUGAGACUUCUACUGAAAAUAUGCCAAUACAAUCUGUUGAACAACUCAAACAACUUUUAUCAAAUCAGUUAGAAUAUUAUUUUUCAAGGUAAAUUUAUUAUAUAUGUGACAUAAUACUUUGUGUUUAGUAAUAAUUACUUCCAAUUAUAAAUUAUGUUUUAUUUUUUUAUUCCAUUAGAGAAAAUUUGGCUAAUGAUGCGUACUUAUUGUCACAAAUGGACAAUGACCAAUAUGUGCCAAUAUGGACAGUUGCCAAUUUUAAUCAAGUAAAAAAAUUAACUAAAGACAUUAAGCUGAUUACUGAAGUACUGAGAGGUAAGAAUUAUAUUAUCAUUUUUUAAUCACAUAGUAUUUUAAUAAUCUUUAUUGUCAUAUUUAUUAGAAUCGCCAAAUGUGCAAGUAGAUGAUGAAGGUUUAAAAGUUCGCCCAAAUCACAAACGUUGUAUUGUUAUCUUGAGGGAAAUUCCUCAAACUACUCCAAUUGAAGAUAUAAAGGUUUGUAAAAUAAUUUAAUUUUAAACUUAAAUUUUUAAUUAUUUAUUUUUUAAUUUACCUUACCAACAGAGUUUAAUCUCAGAUUUAAUUAUUAAAAUAUUUAAACAUACAUUAUAGUAAUAACAAUAAAAAUAUUUGGUUUUUGUUAAUUGUUUAGGUAAUUAUGAAUUUUUUUUUUUUAAACUGAAGCAUUAGAUACAUUAAAUUAUUAUAUUUUUUUAAAAAUUACUAAUACAAAAAAGAAUUUUGAUUGAACAGCUAAUAUUUGUGAUUUUUAGGGAUUAUUUGCUGGUGAAUCAUGUCCUAAAAUGAUAUCAUGUGAAUUUGCUCACAAUAAUUCAUGGUAUAUCACUUUCGAAAAUGAUGAAGAUGCACAAAGAGCCUUUUUAUAUUUACGUGAAGAGGUCAAAGAAUUUCAGGUUUGUAAUUAUUGAUUAGUACAUUAAAUCAUAUUUUAAUUUAAAAUAAAAAAAAUAACCUAUUAUACUUCCCACAAUGGGCAUUUUCCCCGUUUUCACAAUUAUUAUGGAAAAUUUAAAAAAUGACUUCAAUAUAUCACCCCAGUAAUACAUCCUUUCAGAAAAAGUACUACACUUGAAAAUCUGAGCAAAAUUUCUAAUAGAAAAUUGUUCACAGAUGAAAUAAAACAUUGUAAAACCAAUACUUUCCUCACUCAGCUCAGCAUGUAACAGGUUUUGCCCAAAAUAAAUUUAAGAACCUUAAAUUUAAACAUAUUUUGAUACAAAAAAAAAUCACAAUUAUCUCAUUCAUGUAAAAGACAUUUGUACAGUCAACCGUCUAAAAAAAAAUAUAUAUAUAUAUAUAUAUUGUCUGAUAAAAAAAAUCAAACAAAUUUGGUUUUAAUUUGCAAAAAGUAGAAGAUAAUCUUCCAAAUAAAUAAUCAACUGAGAAAUGGUUGAAUUCUACACGAAAAAAUUAAAAGUAAACAUUUUACUGAUCACUAUCAUAACUCAUAUUUAUAGCUGUAGUUUUAGAAAAAUCAAAUCACAAAAUGAUAUACUUACUUCCACUAAUAAUGAUUUGUAUUGAUUAUUAUUUAUUACAUGCAUUGCCAACUGCAGCAAUAUCUUAUGAUAAAAAAAAUGUGUUAAACCGGUUUCACACAAUUUGUGUUCUCUAUUUUGUAUACAAUUUAUUUAUAAUGGUAGAUUUAAAAUUAGAUUCAAGUCUGUAAAAUCUAUCCAUUUAUAAUUGUAAAUCAAUGUGCAUUAUUUUUCAUGAUUAGAUAUACUUUAAAUGAUUUAUUUUAAUUAUUAAUUACAUGUACUAUCAACUGAAGCAAUAUAUUUUUAUUUAUAACUUAUAUUUGAUACUUAAUUUGAUAAGAUCUUUUAUAAAUUUCUAGAAUAAUAAUUUAACUUAUGAUGAUAAUUGUAUACCAAUUUUAUGAUUUUGAGUGAUUUUUAAUUACAUGCACUACCAACUGAAGUAAAUAUUUUAAAAUUUAGGGUUUUUGUCAUGGAAAAAAUUUAAAAUAAUGCAUAUGAUGAUUAUUUACACUUAAUGAUUUAUGUUGAUUAUUAAUUACAUGCACUACCAACUGAAGCAUUAUUUUUCUAUUAUUAACUCAUAUUUGAUACCUAAUUUAAUAAGAUCUUUUAUGAAUUUCCAGAAUAAUAAUUUAAUUUAUGAUGAUAAUUGUACACCAAUUUUAUGAUUUUGAGUGAUUUUUAAUUACAUGCACUACCAACUGAAGUAAAUAUUUUAAAAUCUAGGGUUUUUGUCAUGGAAAAGUAGAUAUUUAUUGAUUUGAUUUGGUUUUAAAUUUUUAUAAUUUGAAAUAAUGCGUGUGAUGAUUACUUACACUUUUAAUGAUUUAUAUUGAUUACUAAUUACAUGCACUACCAACUGAAGCAUUAUUUUCUAUUAUCAAUUUAUAUUUGACAUUUAUUUUAUAAGAUCUUUUAUGUGUUUCGAAAGUUCAAUUUUGUUUGAGAAUAAUCAUUUAAUUUAUAAUCACUUACCAAUGUUAUGAUUUUUAGUGAUUAUCAUUACAUGCUCUACCAACUGACAAAUAUUAUUCAGCUUUUGAUUUUUGAUGACUAGGGUUUUUAUUAUUAGGUGAGAGUUUAUAUAUAUAUUAGUUUAAACAUUCACUUGUUCAGCAUUUUUAUAAUUAUAAAUUAUACUUGUGGUACUCACAUUUUUAAUGAUUUAUGAUUUUUUAUCUUAUUCACCACUAUUACCUGAUGCUUUUUUUACUAUUUGUAUUUGAUAAAAAAUUAAUACCAAUAAUACCAAUACAUAAUAUUAUGAUUUAUUUUUGUCCGAUUUACUUAUGAUAAUAAUUUAUUGUAUGGCUAUUAAUGACUGACUUAAUAUUAUGCACCGCCAACUGAACUAAAUUAUUUAUUUAAAAAUUUUGAUUAUCAUAUGAGUGGGUUUUUUUUUAUAAUUUAAAAAUUGUGUUCAAAUUUACAUGCAAUUUUUAAUGUGAUUAUUUUUGAGAAAUUCAUUUAUUUUAUGUUAAGUCUUUAUCUUUUGUAUAGUAAGUUUAAAAAUCUGAUUCUAAUUUAUAUAAUCGGCCAAUUCCAAAUAGUUGUGUUUAAGACAAAAGAAAGGCAGUUCCAAAUCUAUGUUAUUAUUUUGAUGUUUACUUGCACUUAGAAUAAUUUUAUUGAUUCUUAAACUUAAAAGUGUUUGUUUUAUUUUGUAAAUUGAUCAAUGAUUUUUUCUAAACUGAUAUAAAUAUAUUCCAAUGAAGUACUACUUAGUUAUGGUAGUAUCUAUACAUUUAAACUAUAAUACAAGGCCACAAAACUAUAAUGUAUAAUAAUAAUUGAAUUAUUAUUUGUAAUGAUAACUGACACUCAAAAGAUUUAUGUUGUAUAUUUGUUACAUAUACUACCAACAGAAGAUUCUAAUACUCUUUUUAUAUUUGAUAUAAAAUAAAAAAACAUACAUACUUGCAUGUAGAUGCAGUAACUGUUGUGGGUGAGAAGUUUUGAAGGUAGGAUACAUAUGGGAAUUUAACUAUGAUUGUUUGAAAAAGAUUAAAAUUAUAAAAACUUUAUAACAACAAAAAAUAAAUAAAUGAUUGCCAAUGUCAACCUUUUUUUUUUAAUCUUUCAAUCUAUUUUAACUUAAAGAACCCGGUUUUCCUCAUUAUCUCGAAUAUUACUGAGAAUUUCAAAAAAAGUGCUAUAGUCAUUGAUAAUCAGAGUAAGCUUUCUGGUAUUAUGAUAUUCAAACAUUUGUAUAAACUAUUUUUGUUUCGAAUGAUACUUACUGUAAAAAUUAUAAAAAAAAAAAAAAAAUUAUUAUUAUAAAUAUCCUAAAAACUAUUUAUUUAAUGUUUUAUGUUUAAAUUUUACAUUGAUUCACAUGCUAUGGCUCUGCAAGAAUUUUCAAAAAUUUAAAUAUUAAAGAAAUUCAUCAUAAUGCAGUUAUUUUUUCUAAUUUUAUGAAUAUCUUAAAAAUAUUUUAGUUUUACUAAAUAAUAAUAAUACCUAACCUAACUGAACAAUUUUUCUUAGAACCUUUUUUGUGUUUGCAUUGAUUGAUUAUUGUGUAUGGAUACAAAUUUAAUUUGAAUACAUCCUACCAUCCUAGCUUGUCAUCUUCAAUACCCCUGAACAUCCAUUCGCAGUAUUGCCUUUUUAAAAUUGUUAUAAUGUAUUUACAUUAUAGAAGAAUUAUUAUUACAUUAGGUUAUACAUGUUCAUAUUUUUUACUCAAUUGUAAAAUGUUGUAUUUAUGUUUGUUUAGGUCUCAUUUGUAUCUAUAUAUAUAUAUCUGUGGUUGUUACAAGAAAGGCUAAUGUAAAAAAAUAAAUAAAAAAUGAUUAUUGAAAAUUGACAGUUAAUAAAAUAUAUGUAUUUUUAAAAAUUUGAUGUAAUCCAUAAUUAUGUAAUACUUUCUUUUUUCUUUUUUUUUUAUUGGUUUUUUUACCUAGUCAGAUAUAUUUUAUAGACCAGUGGUCUUCAAAUAGUGGGUCGGGUAAUCUUUAAAAUUUGAUCGUGAUAAUUUUUCCUUUUAAAAUUUAUACAAUUUAAUUUAAUUUAAAGUUUAUACAAUUAUAUAAGGUAUAAGAAUUAUUGUUUAAUUAUUAAACUUAGAAAAUUAAUAAAUAAAAAUACAGUUUAAAAAUUAUUGUAAUAUAUUAUGUAUAAAUAAUUUUGUAUUAUAUUAUAUUUUAACGGACAUAAAUUCACAGUAUAUGUUUUAUAUACUGAUAUAAUUCUUCAUAGUAUGACAUUGAGUAUAAUAAUUUACAAUUAGACCGGGCUAGUAAAAAAAUUAAUAUAUUAUUAUAUUGUUUAAAGAAUCCUAUCUAUGAACAUUAUCGAUGUUGUUGCUGUGUUUAAAGACACAAUAUUAUAAAUGUUAGUCACGUUAUUAUACUAGUCAUAUUUACGAAUCCGUUAAACAAUUUUUUUUCGUUUAUUUCGUCAGCAAUUUAAUUUUUAUUUAUUCAGUUAUAAUAGUAGUACUACAAAGUAUUAAGUAAUUUUAGAUUUUUUUUUGUUUUUCUACAAAUUAUUUCUUUAGGUGUGCAAUCGGCCUUAUGUGGGUCACGAAAAAUGUAUGCCUAAAAAAGUUGGUCGUGAGUCUAAAAAGGUUGAAGACACUUCGACAGUCUGGAUUGUCCAAUCACAAUCAUAUAAAUACUAAAAUGAAACUUAUACAUUUAACUUAAAUUAUUUUUAAAUUUAAUUUAAUAUCUUGAAAAAAAUCUUGAUUGUACUUAUUUGCUAAUUCUAAAAUUGGCGAAGAAAAUAUUUAUAAUAAAAAAAGUAGUUUGUUGGUCUCUUAUAUAAACUUUAAAAAUAAUUAUUAUACCAAAUUAUUUAACAUUUAUGCCAAUCUGUCGUAAAGCAUUUUAAACACUAUUCAAUUCAUACUUAAAACAAUGGUUUAAAUGAUUACUUGUCCUUUUAAUAAUUUGUAUUGAAUAUUUGAUACAAAGUUUUAUGCGUUUCUAUAAAUAGUGUAAUUUUUCUUUGCCUGUCUGCAAAUGAAAUUAUUGUCAAUUAAAAUAUAUUGUUAGAUUAGUAAACGUACAAAUGCCUUACUGUAAGUCACCCAGUCAAUUCAAUCUGUAGGUAUCAGUAUAUUUUUCUAUUCAAUGUAUUUAAAUAUCAGCAAUCUCUAUUAAAAACGUAAAUCAAAUUAUUCCUUUUAAUAGCCUUCAAAAUACAGUUUUAUUAAAAAUAAUGUAUUUACCAUUAGUAGUAUAGAAAUAAAAGACUAUUAAUAAUAUUUUGGUUCAAUUUACUUGUGAUGAUAAUUGUUACAUUUUAUGCAUAGUAUUUUUACAAUUUGAUCUGAAUCCAUAUAAUUAUAAACUAAUGCUUGUUAUUAUUAUUUAAUCUUUUAAUGAUUUAUGUUUAUUAUUUAUUACAUUCACUAUCAACUGAAACUAUUCAGUUUCUACAUUCUUAGCAUUCUUUAGCUUUUAAUAUUUUAUCGGAUACUAAAUUAAUAAGAUACACUAUAAGUUACUUUUGUUUAGAAUUACUUAUAAUGAUAGUUUGUCAUUGUUAUAAUAAUAUAAGUUCUUUGUGAUUAUUAAUUUCGCACAUAAUCAACCAGUUUGUAACAAUUUACUAUAUAAUUCUAUUUUUGUCAUAUUCAAAAGUGUAACAGUAUCAUAACAAAAAUUAAAAAAAUAAAUUGUACUAGCCCUCCAAAAAUUUAAAUUUAUUUUAUAAAGAAUGUAUUUACUGGGAAUCAUACGAAUGGUGGUUUUUUUUUUUUUUUUUUUUUUAAAUAAUUUAAUUAAGAAAUCAAAGUUGCAAAAAAAUUAUGUGAGAUCCAUAGUAAUUAAUCUUAUUUAUACAAUGAAAAAGAUCCCUUUGUUUUAAAAUCAACCACAUAGUCUCAAUCAUUUAAAUACGGAAUGUUUUUUGAUUGAUAUAUUCACUUAAUUAUUAUUAUUAUAUAUUUUUUUUUACAAACAAUUCUAUCAUUUCUUUGUGUACAAUAUACCUGUUGCUGAUUUUAAAAUUAUUUUCAUAUUUAUUUCAUGCUGUAGGGUCGACCGAUAAUGGCACGUAUUAAGGCAAAACCAAUGAAUCGCAUGGCAGCACCAAUAUCACCCAGUGCUGUUCCUGGAAUGCCCGGCAUGAAAACUGUGAAUGGUUUUAGUAGAACUCCGCCAAUGCAAGCUCAAACUAUUAAUCCUUAUAUAGAUCAAGGUCCUGGUGUUGCAACUACUGGACCACCAGCACCUCCUCCACAACAUCCUCAAGCCGCCAGAUUGUUUUAUACAAAUGGAGGACCAGCUCAGUACGCACCAGUCAAUUAUGCUGCUAAUCUGCAAGUAUAUGUAAGUAUAUCUGAUUAUUAUAUUAUUUUUCACCUUAGGUAUAUUAAUCAUAUCAAAAUAUUUGAUGUUUUCGUUCAGAAAAAUUAUGUAGAAUAUUAUUACUAAGUUACAGCAGCAGCAACAGUCUCCAUAUUACCCAACAAAUAUGAUUCAACAUUGGGCUCAUCCUGCUACAGGUGCCUAUUAUACAACUGAUCUUAGUGGAAUAUUUUCUGUAAAUGGAUUGACUCCACAAGGAACUUAUACUAAACCUCAGAAUUCAAGAUAUAAUGUUCCACGUGCACCGUAAGUAGUUUCUCUUAUUUUUUAAAAAAUAUACCUUGAAUAUAUUAAUGUUCCCAAAUAACGAUAUUGAUGAACUAGUGGUAGGAGCACCGGGAAAAUGCGUCAUAAUUCUGUCAGCGGUACUGAAUAUUAUCGAAGUUCUGCUUCAGAUAGUGGUUUACCAUCUCGCCCUGGUUACACAUCUAAUGGAAGUUUAACCAAGUCAUCUAGUAGUAGUGGAUCAUUACAUAUUUCUAAUGCUACUAGAAAUUAUGUUGACAAUCAUGACUCUAACAUAGUAGAUAGGCAAUCUAGCGGAACAAUCAACAUCCCAAAAGAUGCCACAACAUUGCCACCAAGGUAUUUAUAUAAUUUUACCUUCUAAUAUUCUCUUAAUCUAAAAUAAUAACAUUUUAAAUUAGUAAUUUAUUAUGUUUCAUAAGCAAUUUGUGUCAUAAUUCAAUUUUUAUAUAAAUUGACUGAUUCAAGUUAUAGUAUAUAGUUAAUUUUUAGAUAGUGAUGUACAAUUGACACGUGUAUUAUGUAUAUACUUAAAAAUGUGUUUCUUGAUAAUAUUUAUUUUAUUUUCUCGUUUAAUAUAUUUAAAUAAUUUGUUUGUGGAAAAAUAAGAAGCCAUCCACGCAUAUCUUGCUCCAUUCUGAAUCCAAAAUAGUUACUAUUUUUGCUAUAAAACUAAAUAUAAAUUAUAUUUGUGUAUACAAAUAAUUACAUAAUUAUAUUAUGUAUACAAAUUAAGAAUGCAAGAAACAAAUGGUACAACAAAAAAUGUCACACUGCAGCUAUGAAAAUCAGCAGGGCUGAAGAAAAGUACAUGAAUAAUGGCAAAAAGCAUACUCCCUAUACAAAGCUGAGCAAGAGAUUUAUCCAAAGAGAGAAAAGGAAAUAUUUCAACAUAGUAUUACAAAACUCAGAAAAUGACCAUACUCCAAGGAAUGUUUGGAACUUUUUCAGUACCAUCAAGUAAUAUCAAAACUGGAAUAGACAAAUUAAUGUAUUUGUAUUAAUGCAACUUGGAGCAAAAGCUUUAAGAUGUAAGGAGUACUUUGUAAAUCGUUUAAAUUAAAAUAAACUGAUACCUCACAAUGAGUACCAAAGAGCAGAGCGCGAGCUACACAGGUACGGAAGAAAAUAAUUGUACAAAGCCUUUUACAAUGUUUGUCGAGAGAUUUGGAAUCAAGAACAAAUGCCGGAAAGCAGGUUUAAUUAUUGAUUUCAAUAAUUACAGAAGCACAUUCCUCUUUUGAGCUCAGCAUGUAAGAUCUUCUCUAAAAUAUUUUUGACUCUCCUCUAUCCGCACAUAGAUUUUCGGGAGAAUACCAAUACAGAUUUCAGAAGGGUAGAUCGACAACUGAACAGUUAGGGCAAAAUCUAAAAGAAGUAUGAAUACUAUAUUUGUUGUCUUCAAAAAAUUGUGACAUACACAGAGAUAGUUUAUAUAUGGCAUAAUGAAUAACUUUAGUUUCCAGUAAAUGAAGCUAAUAAAAAUGUGCACGAAAGAAGUUGAAUACAGGGUGAAAAUUGAUAACAUGCUGUCAUCACUUAUCACGAUGGAUACAAGAUUGAAACAAGGCGAUUUGGUGUCAUAGUAUUAUUCAACCUAGCUUUUUGGAGAAAGUUGUGUAAGAGAACUGCAAGUUUGUGAAGAUGGUAUUCGAAUAAAUCGUUAGGAAUAAAUUAUUCCAACUUUGCAAAUGAUUUUCUAGGCAAAAUUUAGAAGAUACAAUGAUAGCAACUAGAUUCCUGGCCAUUGAAGAUAAGAAAAUAGGUUUUCAAUAAAUUAAUGACAAUAAAACCAAAAUAAUGGGACUACUUUAAAGUGACUGAGAGAUUUCUAUUGACUUAAAGGACGGCAUUUAGCAGCCACGCUUUAUAUGCUAAAUGUGGCCGCUGAGUACCGUUCUUAAAGUGAAUAGAGUAUAAAAUAGUUAAUGUAUAAAAAUGUAGAAGACAUUAAGUGUCUAUGUGCAAUUCUAAAUACUAUUAUACAUAGGCCAAUAUAAACAUAUGGUUGCAAAACAUAGACAACGAACAAACUAAACAAAUGUUGAGGGUGUUAAAAAACAAAGUAUGAAGAAGAAUAUACAGCCCUGUCUAGGAUGAAGCAAUAUAUAAUUGGAGAAGAUAUAAUAACUUAUAAGGAGCUAUACAAUAUAGCUGAAGUAGCGUUAAUGACUAGUUUUAUCAAAAGACCAAGGCCACAAUGGCUUGGAAACAUCGAGAAGAGGAGAAAUGAUUAUAGUAAAAAUACUAAUGGAAAUCACUUAGGGAAGACCUAGGAAAAAGUGAAUUUGUGUGUAGUCUAAGAAGAUUUAGGAUGUGGAACAUGUGGAAAUUAAUGGUGCAAUACAGGACAUAAUAUUGUACAGGCGGCAACAACUCUCAGAGUUGUAAAAGCCAGAAGAAGAAAAUAUAUCAAAUUACUUUAGUAUUAAAUUAAUUUAUGUUGUUUUAGAAAUUCAUAUUAAUCCUUUUUUCGUUUGUUAUUAAUUAAUAUAGAUAUAGGCGAAGGAAGAAAGAAGAUGAAAUAAUAGGAACAGAAGUAACCACAGCUACUAUACCCCAACAACCUUCUGGAUCGCAAAGUUUUGAUUUGGCAGCUGAUGCUUUUCCUCCUUUACCACCUCAAGUUGUAUCCAUACCACAUCAGUCACCAACUUCACUGUCUCAUGACCAGCUGUCACCUCGUAAUAAUUUUGAUCCUAGGUAAUAACGAAAACCUGUCUUUAAUUAUUUAUUUUAUGGCUAAGUCAAUUUGAAGUAAAAUAUUAAUUUGUGUUGUUAUAAUAUUUUUGAAAGAUUUAUGAUGAAAGAAAAUUAGGAUUUUUAAAUAUUAUUUAAGCAAACAUUAUUAUAGAUUUAGGAAGAUUUUUUUUCUUUUAAAAAAUACUGGUUAUAUGUGCUGAGAGCAAGGUGGUUGUAAAAUUGAAUAUCUUAAUAAAAAUAAAUCUAUCAUGUGCAAUGUCCUAGAACUAAUUAUCCAAAUCCUCAAUUAGUUUUAAAUUCACUUUUUAUUUAAAUUUGUAUUAAUCCAGUUUUGAUAUUACAGGGUUUCUAUAAUUUCAUCAUCGAGUAUGUCGGUGGUUUUGCCUGAACUCUCUGUGCCUAAGACUGAAGAUAUACCCCCAACUGUGAAUUCAGAGAGUCUAACAAAUUGUGUACAAAUAAUGCUACCACCUGUUACUGUUCGGUCUGUACCUGUCACUACAAUUGUUGAUGAUAUAUCGAAUAUGUCUCUGAGCUCUGUAAAUUCACAUCCAAAGGUUUUUAUUAAAAAUUAGUUUAAAAUAUUUGGUUGUAAUUUAAAUUAAUUAUUGUAUUUUUAGGUUCAGGAUAUUGUUACAACUUCAAAUUCUAUAAUAAAUCCUACAGAUAAGACUGUUAUGCCAGCGAAACCUGACAUUAUAACUACUAUGCCUAAAGCCAAUGGUUCAUCUCUUAAUACUAAAUCAAAUGUACCAAAUCAUAAGGCUGCAUUGCCAUCACAAUGUUGUGUUAUCCCACAACCUCCUGCUACAUUUUCUGCAGAUAUGGCUAAUAAUAACCCUGUAAUUAAUGGGAAUGGUUCCCCAAAUAUUGGUCAUAAACUAAGUUAUGCACAAGUAGCUCAACAUCACAAAGAAAGGAAUGAAAGCCAUAUUCCUACCACGGUUAUCACGGUAGGGCAAACUACUAUUGCUGAGGAAGAAAAGAAAGAAGAAAACAUACCAAUUGUAACACCCCAAUCAAAACAAUCAAAUCUUCAACCAGGUACUAAAAAGUGUUAUAACUAUAACUAAAUAACCUAGUAGUUGUCAAUAUUGAUAUCUAAUAUCAUAACAUAAUAUUAAUAAACACAGCAUAUUGUAGGUUUGUACUAUUGGCCAGUCAAAUCUUUUUUAGUUAAUUGCUCACAUAUAUAUUUUAUUAUAAUUAUUAAUUAAAAAAGGGUUUACACAUGGGUGCCACUGUUGUAGGUGGAAAGUUAAGAAUGUAGGAUACAGACGGGAAUUUAAUGUAUAUGUAAGCAACAAUAAACUAUUACUAACGAACAAAAGAUUCUGAGCAGAGUUUAGUAGAUAGUGUUGCUUUUUCAAUAAUACAAUAUAUGGUAUAUAAAAUAUUCUAGUAAAAUUAUUACAACAAUGUCAGUUUCCAUGACAACAAUGAUUUUUUUAAAAAGAUUAGAAUAAUAUAAAUUAAUAAUAACAAAAAGUAAAUAAACGGUUGCCGAUGACAACCUUAUUUUUAAUUAUUCAAUCUUUUUUUACCUAAAGACCAAAAUUUUCCUCAUUAUCUCGAAUAUUAAUAAGAAUUUCAAUAAAUGAUCUCUGAAGUACCACCCAGAGACAAUUUCCUAAAGUGCUAUACUUCAUUAUCUGAGUAUGCUUAUUGGUAGAAAAACUGUUUACAUCAAUAAAAAGCUAAUACAUUCCUUGUUCCACUCAAAAUCUAAAAUGUAUAAAAUAAUUUUAUUCUUGAAACUAAAAUGCAUUGUAAUUGUCUACAAAGUGGGAAUAUUAAAUAAACACAAUAACAAAAUGUUAAAAUAUUACAAAAUAGUCCGUAUUCAUCAAUUACUUACAAAACCAGAAAAUACUAAAUAAUAAGUACAUUGUAAUUAAUAAAUUAUAAACAUUGUAUUUAAUUUGAUUUCAGUUAAAUUUAUUGUCAAUUAACUAGACUUUGACUGGUAAACUUGAAUAGAUAAAGUAAUCAGGAUGUGUGAAAGAUUCCCUGUUUACUAUGCUUCAUGAAAUAUCUUUUAUAAUGUUUUUAAUGGAGCAAAAUUACUGGGUAAAAAAAUAUCUAAACCUUGCAAAACUAAAAUGCAAUUAAAAAAAUUAGAGUCAUUGUGCAAAACAGAAAAUAAAAAUUUCCUACACGUUUUUACUCACUCACUAAUAAUUGUCAAAUUUUUUUAGAUUCAAGUAGAGCGAGAAAUUUAUUGGGUUUACAAUAAUGUUUAUUUUUCUUUUCUACAACAAUCAUCUACCAACAAUUUUGCUCCGAUUUCCAAUGAUAGCACUUUCUCUGAAAGGGAAUCUGACUGGGGUGAUACUUUAUAGAAAUCAGUUUUUGAUUUUCCCAAUAGUGUUCAAAUAAAUAGGGAAAAUAGAUACUAUAAUUAAAAAAAAUAUAUAAUGCAUAUGUAAUUAUUUUACCGUAUUGUUGCAAAGCAACACUACUAACCGAACUCUGCUCAGAAUUUUUUUUGUUAGCAAUGGUUAAUUGUUGAUAUACAUUAAAUUCUCAUACAUAUACAGGCGAGCUGAUAUACUAGAUAUCCGUAUUUUAGGUAACAAUUAGUAAGGAAUUAAAUUUCUUCAUCAAAUGUUUUUUUGUUUGGAGUUCAGAUAAAGAAAAAUUUUGAAUAACAAAAUGUUGAUAACUGAAAUAACUUUUGUUCCAUUCAUUAUUUUUAAUAGUUUUUUUUUAAAUAGUAUGUCUGCUCUACAGUUAUUUCAAUUAUGAAGUCAUCGUGGGACACCUAUAUAUUAAGUAUACAAUAGUAUACACAAUUUUUGAAAUCUUAAUAUUUUUUUUUAGAGCAUAUACUGCUAAUGUACAGUGUAAUAUAUAAAAUAUUAAAAUAAUUUAGAAUUAAUUUAUGGGGUGGUUUUUUUUUUUUUUUUUGAGCACAUUUUAAGGAGAUAACUGGUGAUUUUUAGGCCAUAACAAUAGAUUUUUUAAAUGAUAAUAAUUUAAUAAUAGUAAUAAUUUUUUGCAUUUAGAAGAAAAAUACAAUGUAAGUAAAUGAUUGUCUCUCCAAAAGCCUAGACUUAUAGAUAAAGUUUUUAUCUGCCUAAAAUUAUUAAAAUUUCAGUUCCCAAUCUUUUAUUAGCUGAGUCCCAAAAAUUUUAUAUAAAAGUAUUUAUGCUUCUAAAAAAUAUUAUAAUAAUCGUAUUAAUUGAAAUCAUAAUUUGUAUUAAACUAGAUUAUUUAUUUUAACUACUGCUUGUCAUAAUAAAAUAUUUACCUACUAUUAAAAGUUAAUAUUUUAAUGAUAUCCCUGCUAUACACUUUCUGUAAAUUCUUCAAUAUUAAAAUGAAUAUUAUGUGAAAGUUCACAUCAUAUAUUAUCAACUUGAAGGAUCAAGACCAUAAAAAAAAAUGCAGAAUUUAGAAUACUACUGUCCUAAGAAAAAACUGAGUAAAUUGAAAGAAAAAUGAGAUUAUACUAGAUAAACAUGUAAAACUAUAUAAUAUUAAACGUAAUUCCGUAUAAUCUCAUUUUUUUGUUUCGAUUCACUCAGUUUUUUCUUAGGACUACAGAAUACAUGUUUUAUACAAUACUGCGUUAUAAUCCAUUCCAGCCCUAAUUAAUACCUCUGUGUAUUAGCUUGUAUAAUAUAUAUUGAUAGUUUAAAUUCUCUCUAUUUUUUAAUUAUUUAUUUCAUUUUCUUGCUAUAAAUCAGUUCUAAUCAUAUUUACUUGCACUAUAGUAUUAUUUCUUAUAUAAAAUAUUCUGGAUUGUAAUAUAGGUUUAGGUAAUGUAUGUAAAUAUAUGUGUUCAUUGAAUGGAAACUUCUCAAGGUAGCAAAUAUCUUUGUUCUUGUCAUAGCUUAGAUUAUAUAAAUUGUCACCAACAUAGGUAAUUAUGUAACUUAUGAGUUUCUGGAUUAUAGAAAACUUAAGUUGAUCUGGUGCAACUUAUUCCAUAUUUAUCCAUAGAUAUUAGAUACAAUAUAUAGCAAUGGUAAUACGUUUUGUGACUGCACUUAUAAUAUAUGAUAUAAAAUAAUUAUUUUUAGACUUAAUUUCAUCUUAGUACAGCCUAUUAAAAGAAGAAAUUAAACUUGGAACUUUUGAAAGUGAAAUUGUAUAAUUUAUUUUUAUUUUCUUAUGUAAACAAUUGUAUACAGCAAUAUUGCCCUUUUUAAUAAAAUAAGUUUUAGAUAAAAGUUUUUAUAAUUUUCUGCUUUUUUUUUCUAUAGAUGUUCCAAUAACAAAUCGGUCUGGUAAAGGACAUAGAGCUUCAAAUAGUGACCGGGGAACAACACCUAGGAAAGAAAGAUCAUCCAAAUUCAAUCAUAAUAAAUCACCAAAGUAAUGUUUUAUAAGGUUUGAGUUUUAAUGUAACUCAACUUAUAAAUAACGAUUAAGUAAGUAAACUUAUUUAAAUUAUUUUAUCUUUUGACCUUUUCAACCUUUUUUCACAUAUGGCAUAAGUACUAAUAUCAUUUAAUUAUUAUAGUACAUUUAAUUUUGAAUAUUUUUAUUGUUUUUAGUUACAAUAAUUGACUUAAGUUUUUUAAGCAUAAGGGUUUUAUUUAUGGAUAAUUUUUCAGUAUUAAAACCAACACCAAAUCACUACAAGUAUGGCAAAUUAUAAGAUAAAGGACUGGAUGGUAUCAACCCAAAAAUUUAACAUUAUUUUAUUGUUAGGGUUAAAACAUCAGUGAUGGAUACAUAUAUUCCCUGUCUUACUCUCAUUAUAUUCUAACUAUGUCCAAAUUAUUAUGUUUAUUGUUAGUGUUUUUACAUAAGUUAUUUAUCUUACGAUUGUUUCCUUUGAUAAAAAAAAAAAAAAAAAAAAUACAUAAAGCAAAACAACUUUAAAACUAAAUUAUCUAGCGAUAUAUACAAAUACAUAGAUAUACACAUAUUUAAUUAUGUAUAUAUUAAAAAUUUAAAUAACAAAACUGUGAUAAAAAAAUUAUACAUUAACAUUUUGAAGUUAUACCUGUAUGCAAUACAUUCAUACAUAUUAUAUAUUUUACCUUGAAUUAUUUAAUCUCAUAAUUUGCAUUGACAUUGUUCAAUAAUAAAUUUAAUUAAAUAUUCAAUGUUACAGUUUAUAUUUUAUUUUAGUAAUUUCUCCACAAUUACUUUCCAAUUCCUUUUUAAAUUUUAGUAAGCUUAUAAUAUUAUAUUUAUAUAAUAUUAUUCUGCUUAAUAUCAAGUUUUCAGCUGCAGUAUUUAUUUUUUGACAUAAUUUAAUGUUUGUUAUUAUAUUUAUUAUAUAUAUAUAUAUAAAUAUACAUGUGUGUAUGUGUGUGUAAAAAAAUAAUUAAAUUUGUGUGAUGAGUUGACUGAUUAGGUUUGAACAAAAUUUAAAAGCUUUAUCGUGGUUUAGUAAAACUCAAAGUUAAUACAAAGAAAAGUAAUUAUUUUGUUUACAUUAGAUUAUCACAGUAUUGUUAUGUCAUUUGAUUCAAAUAAUUUAUUAUUAAAAAACAGAAUGCCUAUUUAUAAAUAUUAUAUAUACAUACUUAUAAGCAAUGUUGUUUUGUUUUGUCUUCUGUUUUAAAUUAUCUUAUGCAAGUAAUUUUUAUUUCUGUAACUAUGCGAUAUUAUUUAUUAUGUCACACUAAAUUAUUCUAAUUUUGAUUGUAUUUUUUUAGAUUAAAAAGAUAUGUUAAAAUCAUUAAAGAAACAAUAUGAUAGAUUUGUUAUCCAUUAAUGGACCAAUUAAAUUUUUUUUUAUGUUCUUAUUUAACUUUUUCAUUUAUAGUUUAAUUUUCAUUGAUAUAAAAAAAUGUAUAAGAGUAGAAAUUUCUAGUUGCAUAAUGUAAUGAAACACCUAGUAACAUAAUUUUUGAUCCUACCAUGUUUAAGAUAAAGCUAGCUUAUUUUAAAAUAUGGAUUAUAAUAUAAUAUACAUCACAUUUCCCUUGUAAAAGAAAAAAAAACAUUUUUAUUAUUACCAAUUAAAUUUUGUUUAUAUGUCUUUGGAACAGAAUAAAAUUAAAUUUAAAAAAAAAUAUAUAUAUAUAAUAAAAAAAAAAAAAAAAAAUUAAAAAAAUUAAAAAUUGAAUUUAAUGAUGGUAGGUUAGAAUGAUUUAUUUUUAUACUUACCAAGGCCAUAAUGGCAUAAGGCCAAAAUUUUAUUUACUAAUUGUAUUUUAAUGUAUAGAAUCUAUUAUCUUAUAAAUUAUAUAGUUAAAUGUAAAUUAGUUAGUAAUGUCACAGGUUGGGUUUUACUAUCCUUUUUUUCUGUCUACUUUUCAUUAUUAAUUUCUUUAUUACCAUUUUUAUUUUUUAUUCUAAAUUUAAAUGUUGACAACAUUUUUUAAGAUGACAUUAAUCCUCAUUUGUUGUGUACCUAUACAAAAUUUGUUUUCAUUAUUUAGUUAUCAUUUGAUCAUAUUGACUUAAUUCCACAUCCGUUGAAGAAAGCAUUGUGUACAUAAUACUGGAAAUAUUUUCAAAACAUUAAAAUCACUUAAAUACUAUCAUUGAGAUAAAGUUCUUUCCAAAUUCUGUCAUUGUCAAUAUAAUUAAAUAUUUAUAAUAUUUUAUGUAUGAAAUCUAAUUUUGAUAUAUGUGUGUUUAGCUUUUCAUAACCUUACAACCUCAAAACAUUACAAAUAAAUUUACACGCAGAAAUAAUAGAAAACUAAUCUAAUUUCAAAGAGUUGCAUCUGUAAUUUUUUGCUCAAAUCUUACGGACCUGCCUUAUCAACAAAAAUUGACACUUAAUAAAUCGGAAACGAGCCAUAAUCUUUAAUAUUCAAAGACGUGUAAUUUUGAAUAGUCCAUAUUUAUCUACAUUUUUGAUUUUGUAAUUAAAUUAUUUAGAUAUUCAUUAAACCAUGAGAUUUAGCUAAAAAAUUGCUACUAUAAUAAAUUUAUUAAAAAAGAAAAAAAAAUCUUUGAAUCAAAAACAUUUUACUAAAUGUGCUAUUAUUUUCAAUUUUUUAUUGUCAUUUGAAUUACAUACAUUAUACGCUUAAAUAAAACAGUUAACAAAUAAAAGACAAACUUAUAUUAUGUAAAUAUAUAUUUAUGUUCUAAUUAAUGGUAACUGGAUAUUUCUGUUUAAUUUUAUUGUUGAAGGCAUAAAAAACGAAAUUUAUUAUAAUUAUUAUUUAUUAUUAAUUUAUUAUUAUUAUUAUUAUUAUUGAUAUUGAUAUUAUUAAUUUAUUAUUAUUUUAUAUUACUAUUUUGUUUAUUGUUACAUAGUGGUUAAUACAUUUCCCCAGUGUGUUGUUAAGGCCAUAAAUGAGUUAUGUUUGUUGUUUAUUGUUUAAAAAUUAGAAUAGUUAUAAUAACAGCUUCAAAAUUGGCUUCAGAGUAAAGAUUAUAACAAAAUGAAAAAAAUAUUGACUCCUCUGAAUAAUGGAUGUUUAUUAAUUAUGUAUUGUUUGUUUGUUUUAUUAUUUCUUUUUUUUAGUUAUUUAAUUAUUUUGGGUUAUAUUGUGUUAUUUGUAAUCUGUGAAUUACUUGAUACUAUACAUUUAAAAAGCCUUAUAUAAUGUAAUUAGUAGUUGGAGGAUACUGGGACAACAUUUUUUUUUCUUUUGACAAAAUGUAUAUUUUUUUAUUAAUCGUGUACAUACUUGUUAUUAUUAUUAUUAUUAUUAUUAUUAUUAUAUAUAAUUUUUUUUUUAAUACCUAAAUAGCAAAUUAACAUAAAUAAAUAUUUAAGUGGAAUUAGGAAAUAAUUUCCCUUAGUACUAGUCAUGGAAGGCUAAUAUUGAUAAAUAUAUAUUUAUACAUAAAUAUCUAUACAAUGUGUGUUAGCUUAUGGAUUAAUUUCUUAGCUGAAUUUCCAAUCAUUCUCUUUUACUAUUUGAAAACGAGUUUGCAAUUUAUAAUUUAGUAUAAUUUCAAACCAGCUUUAUGAACAUUAUUAACGAUAAUAUAUAUAAUUGAUGCAUAUGUACAUACUAUGUUUUGUUAAUGUAAUGUAUUGUACUGUACAAUUUAUUUAUCUUGAUAUAAUAUCUUAAAGUAUAAUAUGUAAAUUACCAUGGUAAUACGAUGUAUUUUCUUUGUUAGUGUUUGGACUUUGUAAUUGAUACAUUUGGGUGGUGUCUAGUUCGUUACUAUUAUUUUAAGAAAAAUGUAUUAUAAACGCACAGUGCUCUUUGUUGAAAAUGACACUCCUUUUAAAGUAUUUAUACACCAUUUUUUCUGUGUUUGCUUGAUUGGAAAACUUUAAAAAUUCUUUAUAACCUAAUCUAAUCGGUAUCAUUAAUUUAUCAUUUGCCAUGCUCUGACACAAUUUGUAUAUGAAAAUAUUAUGUAUUAAUGUAUAUUCCUUCCUUAUUGAAGAAAAGUGAAGAAAUAUUACAAAUAAUAAUAAUAAUAAAAAAAAAAAAAAAAAAAAAUUGUAUUAAUUAUUUGUUUAGCCUAUUUUUUAAUUUAAUUGACCGGUUACAUAAUUUAUUAAUAUCCCUAGUUAUUCGUUUUGUUGAUUUGUUUUCUUUAGGUGUCAAAUAGGUGUAUAUUCUAUUGUAGUCAUUAAAUUAAUUUGCAAAAGAUAAAAAAUAUUGAAGCUCAAUAGUGUUAAAUUAUUAUUCUUUUACUUGCCUUGGUUAUGCAUUGUUUUAAAAUUAUUUAGUUCCAUUAUAUUUGUUGUAAAUGUUUAGUUUUGUAAUUUAAGUCAAAUUCACUAAUAUAAUAUAUAUUCAAUUUAUAUAUAAAUAUUUUUAAAUGUAUACUCUUUGUUGUUAUUAUUAUUAUUAUUAUUAUUAUUAUUAUUAUUAUUAUUAUUAUUAUUAUUAAUAUUAUUAUUAUUAUUAUUAUUAUAAUAAUAUAGUUAACAAGAAUAUUAAUUAUUUCCAAGGUAGACUACUUCUCUAAUAAUAUUUAAGCUAUGGUGCGUACUAUCAUCAUAUACCUUGCAAUAAUAUUGUUUUUGCUACCUAAUUGAUUGAAUUAUUUUCAUGUUAGUAUCUAAUUAUUUAUCUUGGAUGACUAUUGACAUUACCUAUUUAGUAUUUACGUAAGCCUUCCAGGUCUUUAUAUAAUAUAUAAAGUUAACAGUCAGUCCUGGUAUUCCAUAAUAUAUUGUUAGGUAUAUAUGUUCAUAACUUAAUUAUAAUAUUAAAAUUUCUCCUCUUCUCGAUUUUCACUGACCUGUACUAUGCCUAAUUCCACUGUUUUUGUUACAAAAUAUUAUAUAAUAAUAAUAAUCUUUAUUAAAAACUGAGUGUUUAUUGAUCAUAUUAUAUAUUAUUAAUAAAUUGUUACAUGUGAAUUCAAACGGUAACACGAUAUAUGGUUAUUAUCAAUAAUAAUUUCAAAUCGCAUUAACGUUUGAAACCAGUUGACUGAUCCAUUUAUUCUGUUUUGAAAAACUAUUUAACUUAUUUAUAUUUAUAUUUUUUAAAAAUUCGUAAAAAAAAAAAAAAAACUUAUUAUUAUACUGAUAAUUAUAAUAUGAAUAUUUAAAAGAAUAAUAAAAUUGGUUAUGUAAUUAUUAAGGUGUAAAUAAUAUUAUAUUCUUUCAAACUGGAUUUCAUGACCAACUAGUAAGAAAAUAAUAUUAAUAAUAUUAAAAAAAAUUAAUUAAUGAUUUAAAGCUUGAUUUAGUUGUGUUUUUCUCCUCUCAAAACAGUGUGCGAUGGACGUACAAAUUUUAUGUGUUUUAUGUUCAUGGAGUCUUGUUUGAUUUUGAAUUUUGUGAUAUUUGAUUAUUAAUCUUAUAAAUACAUACAUUAUAUAUUAUAUUAUAUAAAGAAAAACAAAUAGCUGAUGUUGUUUUAUUGUAUUUUAUCAUAGAAAUGUAAAAAUUAUAUGG